GUGUUGGGGCGUGAGUCACAUGACCCGCUCGCCUGUUCUCUCCCGUCUUCUCGACCAUGUCAGCGGAGUAGCCCCGGAAGCUGCACCGAGAGCCCCGCGCCCCGCCAUGAGACGCGACGCCUGGGCCCCGCCUGAGGGGCCUCGCCUGCUCCGGGUUUCCUCGCCUGGGGCUCGACCCGGGUUCCCCCUCGUCCUGCUGCUCCUCUCCAUCGUCCUCCCGAGUCAGCGGGGAGGAAGCGCCGCCGCCGCCGCGGCCCAGGGCAGCUUCAGCUACCAGGAGCUGUGCCGGUGAGUGAGUGCCUGGCUCGCCUCCUCCGUCCCGGGGGGCUGCCCCUGGUGAACAGCUGGCAGGGGCCCAAGGGCGGCGCGCGGAACCGGAAAACUCGAGUUGCUGCUUCCCCUUUCCGUGCAGCACCUGGCGCGCAGGUGGAAACGCUGAGCGUUCGGACAAGCGCUGCUUCGGCUUCCUCUUCUUUUGUGUUUGUAACGGUUAUGGGACAUCUCGUAUUUUAGUCUUUAAAGUAGCCUUUUCGUACCUUUUAAUUCCCCCCCCCUCCCGCCCUUCUGUAUUCCCUCGGUUGUAUUAGGGAAAUGUGCGUUUGCGUGUCUGGUAAAAGACGCCUUCUGUGUUAGUUCGCAGAGGACGCAACCGCUCCUAAUGCCAUCCCCCCAUAGGUGGAACUGCUCGGGUUUGUUUCAGACAUGUUAUCUGUGCAGGCAGUGGGGCUGCUUUGUAACUUCUAAAGUGAUUUUAUGCAAGGAGGAGUGCUUUCUUCAAGGAGUUUAGCUGGGGUGCCAUCUGCUGUACUAUACAAGUCAGUACUGGGCUGGAGCAGUGUCCUUAAUGCCUGGACCUGAGGAGCACUGGCUCCCUUCCACAGCUUUCUGUCAACUGUUAAAACAGUCUUCAUUCCUAGGCAGUUUUUGCCUGGAUAGUAAUUGAGCUUUUUCACAGCUGUGAUGUAUUGACUCAAUUACACUUUGUCAAAACACAUUUGCAUAAAAUUUCCCUUGGGAGAAUGGUGUUGCGAAAUGAACUUAAUUGCCUAUCUCAGACCUUCCUCUUUGUUAGGAGGUAUAACUAGAGUUAUUGCUUGUGUAUUUAACUUGUUCAGUGGGUUGGAUCCUGCACCAUCAAAAUAAUUGCAUAUGGUAUGCUUGGAACAAUGCAAAUCUAGUAAGCAGAACAGGUUUUUCCUGCUGUUAACUUGAGAAAUUGUUAAUUUAACCUUUGCCUGCUCUCCUGCCUUGUGAUAGCCAGCUCAAAAGUUCAGUAUGUUUCGCUUUCUGUGGAAAGGAGACUCAGCCCUCAUCAUGUUUUUAUGCAAACAUUUAUGAAUGUAUGAAGCUGUUUUAGACAAAGUCUGAUAUGAUACAUUUAACUGAAGAUAGUUUCUACUGAUUAGCAUCAGUUCUCCAGGAUUUCAGAUGGGCUCUUCUUGACUCUGCUUAGAGAGGCCAGAAACUUUUUGUAUGGAAAGCAUUUACAGUAUCACUGAACUAUGUCUCCUUCACAGGCAACUCUGUAAUUGGGGUAGCCUGACAUGCAUAGAUGUCUUGCGUUAGUAUGCUGCACCUUGUUACUUUAAGCAAACUGUAAAUAGCAUUUAUUCAAAAUUCUUAAAGAAUUAUUUAGCACCUUUGGGUGUUCAAAAUGCAUUACAUAUGUAUUGUUGUUGUUUAGUUGUUUAGUCGUGUCCGACUCUUCGUGACCCCAUGGACCAGAGCACGCCAGGCACUCCUGUCUUCCACUGCCUCCCACAGUUUGGUCAAAACAUAUGUAUUACGUAUCACAUUUUGUAUUGUUAUGGAAGAGAGGAACCCCUAAGCGGUGAGAUAUUCCAAGCCCAAUGAGGUUAAUUGCUAAUUGAAGCUUUCCCGCCAAGGAAACAAUAAACUUUGGAUGGGGAGAACACUGGGAACUAAUAAGGAACAGGGGAAGCUGCCUUAUACUGAGCCAGACUUUUGGUCCAUGUAUUCAUUAUUGUCCUCAGUGACUGGCAGACACUCCAGAGUUUCAUGCGGAAAAUUCUCAGUCCUACCUGAAGAUGACAGGAAUUGAACCUGUGACCUUCUGCAUGUGAAGCAGAUGCUCUACCAUUGAGCUAUGACCCUUCCCAUCUUACCUCUCUCUAAUAAUUUUUUUACAUUGAUACAAGUUUAGGCACGUCUUAAUUAGCUGAGGUUGCUCUACAAUCACAAGAUCACUGCUGUAGCCCUAUGAAGCCUGCCUCAAGCCAACACAACUAAACUCUUAGCUUCCUUUUGUUUCAUCUUCUCCAUGCACUCCAUCCUUAAAUAGUAUAUUUUCGGAUCCUAUCCCUGCAGAUGAAUUGUCUGUUCAGAAGAAUAUUCUUUAAUAAAUCCCUGCCAGUGUGGAAAUUUCAGCAAGUCGCAAGUAAUUGAUUCUUUAGAGAAUGGUUUGUCCGUAUUUCCUGCCUUGCUAUAAAAGAUGGCCUUCAGCAGCUAUAACAGUUAUCCCCAUAUUGCAAAUGGGGAUACACAGAAAGAAGAAUGCUUGAGUAAGGCCACCCAUUGAGUUCAUGGCAGAAGUGACAUUUGAAUUGGGGACUGCACUGAUUUCUUGGCUUUGUCUUUUGGCCACUAUGUUACACUACAAUCUGUUUCUUCUGCUUUGUUGAUUUUUGCGUGGAAGUGGAGAGAGGCUACCAUGUUGAAUUGUAGAUACAUUUUUAAACCGAAACAAGAAAUUGGUUAUACUUGGAGUACAUUUUGUUCAGGACUAAGUUGGAAAAGCACUCUUUAUGUGUGCAAAAAUGCAUUCCACAUUGAAUAAACACAAACAGCGGCUCAUUGUGUGAAUGAGGUGAGCUGUAUACCUGCAGGAUUUUACUGAAAAGGUUUUUGCUUCAUUUUUCCAAUGAAUAAAGCAAUUCAUUGCUUUAGAGAAUCUGUGUAGUAUCCCAAUGCAAGUGGGUUGGUCUCUCUCUCUGUGUAUAUUUAUUAAACUUUUGGGUUGUGCUGUACUAGCAAUUCCAACCUUGCCAUUGUAUAAAGUAGAACAUGGCAGGUAAUUUUGGCAUGUGCCUGCAGACUUGCAAUUGAGCACAGAGCAGAAGUUUACAAAAAGCCUGGUUGAGUCUAGAUUAAAACUGACUUGGUGACGAACUGAUGUGUCUUUAUCAGUAUCAUUUGUUUUCAGGGGAAAAAAAUAUAAGCAGUGAUGUUUACCAAAAACAAAACAACAACAACAAAACAAAUUGUUGAAACUUGGAAAAUACAGAAAUAUUCUAAAUUCAACACCACUGGUACCAGCACUUAACUUCACCUUAGUCAAUCUUCUGCGUGUCAACUUGCAAUUAUAGCUUCAUGAUCUUACAUAACUGCCUAUAUUUUCUUGGUUAAAAAAAAUAAAUCUAUAUGGUAUUUUGUUUGGAUAUGUCCUAUUCUUUCUUGUUUUCCUGCCAGCAUUUUAAAUAUGCUCUCCCUUGGUAAAUUUCAGUGUGGAGUCUUUGGGAUUUUUCCAAUAAUACUCUUGUCUGAGGUAGCAAUAUUGAAAUAUUUAGAACAUUGCUUCUUAAAUGCAAGAUGUGAACAAUAUACAAACUUUAGUGUAAAGCCACAUUUUAAAAUUUAAUCUAUAAAUGCUUCUGAUAAAUUUUAACUAUCCACAAUGUGUUGAAAUCCAACACAGUGCAAAUAGGCAGAUUUACGCCACUACUAACGUUGCAUUUCCAGAAGAGAGAUCAUACCCAAAAUUACAGAGGGCAAUCUACCAUAUUUUCCCAUUUAGGAUGGGUUGCAGCUUUUUGAAGGGGGAAUAUUUAGAAAGUUAAGCCCUGACCUCAUGCAGUUCAGUGGUUCUUUGCAAUACUGUAGAUUAAGGGGGGGAAAUCUCUCACUGUUAGAUGCCUUGUUGGAGUAGAUGCAGUUUGGGAGGGAGGACAGAAAAGCAAUAUCGGGCACCAUUUGUUAGUUACAGAAUUAUUGUAAUGACUAGCAGGAAUUGAAAGAUUUCAAGGAGAGGAGGAGUAAAAAUGUGUUGGUGUUACAGCAGAGGCCUUGCAGUUCUAUGUGUCUCCUUGUUCUAUAGCCUGAUGGAAAGGCUACUAGAGAUGACAGUGGCAGGAGAAAUCUGAUAGAGCUGGUCUUAUGGUAGAGUGGAUGGAGAGUGACUGUUGUCCAUAUGGGUUCACUAUGUCUGCUCCAGUGCCUAGUGUACUAUUUUUGGACUUAAUUCACAUUUCUGCCUUCCCAUAACUUUUCGCCUUACCUCUGCACAGGCCCUCGUCUCCUGCACCCCAUUUAUUAAUCUUUUGUAGCAUCGCCUAAAAGUCCCACAUUACAUAUCUAUUUAAAUAUUUCUAGGCUGUUGCUUGGGCAAGGCCCUCACAGGACAUCUUACCUAAAACGACAAUUUAUUUUGGGUAUAAAAUGCCGUCUAUAUUUCAGUUGAAAUUAUUUAAAAUAAUAGUCUAAAACUAAAACAAUAGACUAUUAUAAUAUAUUAGCUGUAACAACUUAAAGCGAUUUCCAAAAUCAGCACCAUUUGUUGUUGAUGCUGAUAGCCAUCUGUCUCGGGAAACAAUGGAGGAGUGUGCCUUUGGGGUGCAGCCAAACCUUCUACCGUUAAGAAAAAACAAUUGAAAUAAGUGAGUUUCAAAAGCUUGUACUGAUUGGGCCAUUUAUAUAUCACUUGGGUGAGAGUUCACAAACUGGGGGGGUUGCUACUUGAAAGACCUUGUCUUGUGCCUGGGAGGGAGUUUCCACAAAUGUAGGGCUGCAAAUGGAAGGCUCCAGAGAAACAACCUUUUCAGUAUCUUUGAUUUUUAGAGAUAGGACCUCUGGAGUUUAUCUCGGAGUGCAGGCAGGUUUGUACCAGUGAAAGGGCUUCUUCUGAUAACCUGACCACAAACCAUUCAGUGGGUUCAAGUUCAGCAUAGCCACUUUAAAUGUGCUCAGGAGUGCAGCUGGUCCAAUAUCGGUGUUGUGUGUCUCACUAGCAUCUGGGUAAAUACUUUUCUUGGAGUCAAGGAUGGUGACCAUUGUCACAAUGUGAGACUGGGAACAAGACCUUGGCAGACUUGGUGACCCUGCUUGGCUACCCGGGCUAGCUAAGAUCUGUGGCAAAACAGUUAACAAUUUAAGUUGCUUUUGUAAUGAGCACAAGUCUCACACUUGUUGAUUUAAAAGUAUUCUCUUCUGAUGUUGUUUUAAGUACUUUGACCAUCAGUUGACUGAAUUGUUUUGGGCUAGUCAAAUGCCCAGCCCUACAAGCAAUGCUUCUCUGAGUCAGGUUGGCUCCCUUGGUGAGAAGGGGGCCAUGACCACUGUAGAAUUGCUUACAGCAUUAAGUAGCCUGUACUUCCCUUUGUCUGCCUUUGUGUCAUGGGCAUAACAAAUACAUUCCAUUUGACUAGAAGUCUCAUGAUUUGGGACUGGAAACUGAAAGCUUUUUCUCACUGUUAACACCAACCUUUUUUUUUAAAGGCUUUUCUUUUGAAUGUUUAUUCCAUGUCAGAUUGCAUAAAUGAAACUCCUGUGGCCCAAGUUCUUGUCUGAUUAAUUGAGUCAUUUUAAACAUGACCUCAGCUGCAGGGGGCUUUCCAUGGAGAAGCAGGUCCCAUAACGUUAGUCAGGCCAAUAUAGUUAAGGCUCCUGAGAUGAGAGCGCCUAUGAAUAUGGUACGGGUGGCAGCACUUGGAGAAAUACAUAUGCUGCCAAGGGUGAAUAUGUUUGCAUGCAGGGGGAACAGAACCUGUUGUUCAAUAAACACAAAUGUGAAAAUGGAAGUGUUAAUUGCCACUUCAGUUCUCAAUAACUACUUGCUUUUAUCUUCUGUAAGACAUGUUGAAUCCUUUGUCUGAUGUUUUCCACUAGGUGGGUACGGCGCCUGUGGCCCUCCAGAUGUUGUUGCACUCCCAACACCCAUCUGUCCCAGGCAUCAUGGCCAAUGGUUAGGGAUGAUGGGACUUUAGUCCUCAAAAUCUGUUUAGCUACCCCUGGUACAUAGUUACUUAGAAGUUUGUUAUUGAAAUAUUAACUGCAGCUGGAAGAGUGUCCCUCUGAACUAAUGGCCAAUCUUCUAUGACAUUCUGGGAAAGAGGCUGUAGCUUGGUGGUAGGUGGAGCAUAUAUUUUGCAUGCAAAAGUUCUCAGGUUUGAUCCCUGGUGUCUCUAGGUAGGACUGAAAUACUGAAGCUAGCUGGGCCUCUAUGGAAGGCAGUGUCUUACGUUCCUGAGCAUUAAAUGCUAAUUUCAGAAAAAAAAUACUUCCUCACCAUCAUCAUCAUCAUAUUAUUAUUAUUAUUAUUAUUUAUUAUAUUUAAUAAAUUUGUAUUCCACCCUUCAUCUGAAGAUCACAGGGCGCUUCACAACUUUUAGUUUGUUCCAUAUUUUUGAGGUGACAAUAGAUGGUUUGCAUGUGUUUAGCAAAGAUGAAUUUUCAUUUUGGUUAAACUGCUUCAGAAUGUAAUCUGAAAUGUGCCUUAUCAAAAAGAUGUUCAUUGUUGCAGCUCCCUGCAUUGCUGAUAGUGUGCUGGAAAGCUCAUUGGGGGGAGGGGUGUGUGUUAAAUAUGAACAAAAAGUUUGCUAGAUUUAAGAUGCUGAUGAGUAGCCUGGGCUGAAACAUGUAUCUAAAGAAGUGUGCGCGCACAUGAAAGCUCAUACCAAUAACAAACUUAGUUGGCCUCUAAGGUGCUACUGGAAGGAAAUUUUUUAUUUUGUUGAAACAUGUAGUUUGGCAGCACAUAUUCAUUGUACCUCCCUCCCACUAUUCUUUUUCAGUUAUACGUGGGAAGCUGUUGAUCCAGAUAAAGUACACUACAAAAUCAACCUCUGUGGUAGUGCCACAGGCUGUGGAGGGUCGAGUACCAUUUGUGCAUACGACAUAAAAAGCAAUGCCAGUUUCUCAGUAGGUAAGUCCAGAGAUUUGUCUGCUAUAUGGAUGUUAAAAUGUGAAACACAACGCAUUAAAUUCUCUUGCGUGUGCCUGUGUUCAAGGUUUCUCUCCUUGUCCUGAAAGCUUCAUGUUCUUGCUGGUGAGCUAUAUCGCCUGCCCUUUGCGGCAGUUGACUUUUGGGGUGUGGUGUGCAAAGGGAAGAGAAUGGCUUAAACUGAUAAGGACUGCUUUAAAAUGAAUCUAUCCUUUCUUUCCUGGCUUGUAAUGCAUGUGUAUGUGGGUUGGCAUCCUAAAGUUAAGUCUGGUUCUGUUUUCAGCCAGCAAUUUGAGGAGGCAGAAAUAACUCAAUCCGUUAAAGCAAAAUCUUGUAGCAGCAGGCAGGGUAUGUGGGCAAAGUUUUUGUUUUGGGGGUGCUCUGGUCUCUCCUCUACCGCAUAACCUGCGUGAUGCUAGGAGCCAGCUGGCUUUUCUCAACCCUUGUGAUCUAGCUUUCCUUGAGAAUGAGGAUUUGGUUUGCUCCUGUUAUUCCUUCUACAUGCCUUGGCUCCCUCCCCAAAAUGGGUCCAGAGAGAGGCGUGUGACAUGACCAGCUCAGCCUAGAAGCUUCAUAAAAUCCAUCUCUCCGCCAUGAGCCAAUUAAAGUGUUACACAAGCAGCACACCCUAUCCCUAAACUGCUGAUUAGUGAUGGUGGAGGGCCACAUGUUCCCUGCCCUAGAUAAAGAUGUAAAAGUUCUAGAAAGCUUGAAGCUGUGGCUAAAAAGCUUUUUCUGUCCCUCUCUUCCUUGGAAAGAACCAUAGGUUGACCUGCCUGCAGAACAGGCUUCUGCUUGUGCAACAAGACUUUGCCUUCAUCACCUCCUCCAUACUCCCACUUCACCCUGAAAUAUGCUCUUGAGAUUGGGGGGAUAGUUGCUUUAAAAGUAGAUGAGUGGCACACCACCUCCAAGGUGGCUGUGAGGAAAACAAAAUAUAGAGACCCUCAGCACUGAAUUCCACCCCAUGCUGGAAGAAGGGGAAAGGCAACUUUCCCCAACUUCCUUUCCCGCUAUGCCGCCUGACUCGCUUCACUGGAGGGUUGGUUGAGACACCAGAACACUGUGAAAAGCUGAGGGGGUGGGGGCUGCAGGGGAAAGGGAAACGGUUGAAAAUGGAUUCUCCCUUGUGUUCCUCCAGUGGGAACCUUUUCCAAGUAACUUCUGUGAAUUGAGGCAGUCCUGGAGCACUAGGUUGGGAUCCAUCCCGGUUACUCUUUUAGUUUUACUUACCCACACCCAUCCUGAAAUGGCGUCUGGUGGUCAUGUGUAUAUACAGUAUAUGUAUAUGUAAUAUUUUUUGCAUUUUGUGGUGAUUAAAAAAUAGUCAUACACUUUUAUUAAAUUAUCAUCCUCCAACCCCUGGACUUCAGUUUCAAAUAGAACACAUCCUAUAGAACAUUUCUAAUUUUGCAAUUAGGCCUCGAGAGCAUAUUAAUUCUGGAUGAUUUCAAGGACUUUCCUUGGCAGCUGUUAUAGAGGGUUAGACUUCUUACUUGUCAAUGUAAGCUGAGUUCUGGAGCCAGUAUCUUGUUCUCGGGGGUGGGGAAGAAGAGAACCAUUGACCUUCAUAGCCGCAGACUGUCUCUAUCUCUUGCUCCUGACUGUGGAAUAAUGAAAGGAGUUGAUUUCCUUUUAAGCAAUAUAUAACUCCUAAUAGUCCUGGCAGAGCCAGUCAAAAAUCGAAUCUAUUUUCACUCUUUCUGAGUUGGCAAAAGUCCAAGCUGCAGCAUUGAUGCUAGCUAUGUUCUGCUGAGCAUCUUCACUGACUUUGGACUUGGCCGUAGUCACAAGAGAACGGAAAAGACAAAAGGAGAGGGAAUUUCAUUGAAGGAACUUGUACACAAGUAUUUCUGGGUGGUGGCACACGAAAUACUUCUUCAAAACUCCUUGGCAAAUACAUGGGUGUGCACUAAGAUGGGGAAAUGAGACACUGAGGAGAAAUCAUGCCUCCCGUGGUUUAGCCUUUGCUAAAACCAUGAUAUAAUUAAAAAAUGGGGUGCUGCCCACAGACACUGUGCUCCUAGUUUUAUGGCGUUAGACAGAUGCAUGAAGAAUAAGGCUGUCAGUGGCUCCUAGCCAUGAAAGCUAUGCCCUGUCUCCGUGGUCAGAGGCAGCAUGUUUCUGCAUACCUUUUGCAGGAAACCACAGGGUCCUCCUCCCAGGUUUCUCACAGAUAUCUGGUUGGCAGCGGUGAGAACAGGAUGCUGGACUGGAUGAGACAGUUGCCUGACCCAGCAGGGUCUUCUAUGCACUUACAGAAUACAUGACCGCAGACUAAGAAUCCAUUGUAGUCAGAUGACUGAAGACUGUGCCUAGACCCACCUAGGGAAGAACGAUGCUUCAGUUUUUCAUGGUGGGCUUGCUAGGCAGAUACAUUUUAUUUAGCUGGGCCUCUGAUUCAUACGAUGUGUGUCUCCAUUGAUUUUAACCUGUGUGUGUGUGUGUGUGAUUUUAUGGAUGAUUUUAAGAGCUUAUUUUUGGGUUUUCCUUUUACUGCUUUUUGUUGUAUUUGUUGCAUUAGCUGGCUCGAGCACCUUUAAUGGAAAGGUGUGAUCUAGAUAGGUGAGUGAAUAGCUCCAGCUUCAUGUUUUGGCUGUAUGCCAAAAUAAGAAAAAAGAACAGAGGCCUACUUUGCACAGAGGCAGAGAAGCUGUAUUGCAUCAGACUGCAGGUGGAGGCUCACCUGACUGGAUGCUCUUCAUUACGAAAGCUAAACUUCCUCAAUGCUAGAAAGAUGAAAUAGAGAUAGAUGUUUCCUUGAUUUUUUAAAAUGCUUCUUAAGUCACGAGCCAGCCUAUUCAUUCAAGGUCAAAACCCACAUGUUUCUCCCUACAGAAAAGGACUAACUGAGGGGGUGCUCUUGUUCUGCUCUAUAUGGCUUCUAUAUGGCUUGGCUCCUAAGCAGGGCAAGACCCUUCCAUGUACACAAAUAUCCCUGCAGAAUUCUUCCCAGUUUUCCACCCCCUGCAGCCCUUGUACCUCAUCCAACACCGUUUGAAAACGGGUUCUCAUUCCUUGGGAGCAUCUUUGCUUUGGGUGCUGAGGGUUUUCGUAAGGGAUGGCUCUAGGGGAACCCCGUUGCACAAGCGUGGAGUUCAGCUGGCUGCUCUUGGGUGGCCAAGAGAUCAGAGGAAUGAGAGUAGGUUAAUGGGAGUUUCAGCAGUAGGUGUUGUUCAAUCCAUUCUUAACCUAAAGAGAUUUCUCAUGAAGGUGUUCUACUACUCCAAAACAUGUUUAGCUCAAUCUUUGCACAUAAAGGUAAUCAAGACAAAUGUGUUUUCUGUAAGUGGAUAUCAGGUGGGCUUUUAAAAAAACAACAACUACAAUAUGCCCUGUACUAAGCUUUUGAAAUAUAGGCAUUUACCCUCUGAAUUACAGAAGAUCUAUUUCAAAGUAUCAGUUCUGAAUUGGUUAAAAUUGGAUUACGGAAGGCUUGUGUGGAUUGGCAAAUCCAAUUUGGCCCAAGCUUCUAUUAGUCUUACACAAUAUAAGGCAGGGGUAUAAAUAUAUUUUGACUUCGUUGUUGCUUUGUUUAGGGGAUUCCUCGUUGAUGAGAAGUUCUAAACUGCUCUUGGAGUUCAACACUACACAGACUUGUAGACAGCAAGGAACCGAGCACAAAUUACAAAGCAACAUUAAUUUCUAUUGUGGGAAGACUCUGGUCAGUAUGGCAUUAUUGCCAAAAACCUUUCUAGUUUUAAAAAUAUAUGCAAGGACAUAUUUUCCUCAAUUUUUAAUGUGUUUUUGAAAGCUAAGUUUUAUUAUUAAAACAUUGAACAUGAUAACCAAUACAAAAGUAUAAUUGAUAAAUCACAAUAGGAAAAUACAAACAUGUUGAGAAAUGCAUUUUUUUAUAUUUUAAAGACUUAAUGUCAAUUCAUAUGCUUUAUUUCUUUCAAUAUGGCAUCUGUUACUUUUAAUUUAUAGAUUCUUUCUGGUAUAAAGCUACCUGUAUAUUGUGUUUCCUUGGCUCUUCUGGAGUGCAUGGGCUUUGUUUAGAAGGGAUACCCAAACCAAAUGUUUGUUUUUAUCUCUCAGUAACUGUAUAGUUAAUCAGUUUAUGCACACGGGUUGACUGUAAGAUGUAUUGUAUUUUAGUUACACCUGUUUUCUCAGCCAACGUUAACUGACUGCCAGAGCAGCUUAAAAUUAAGAUCUAUAAAAAGUUGGGCUACUGGGGCAUGUUUUUCAUGUAUAAUCGGGAAAUAAAAGUGCAUUUGAGAAGGCAUCUGAGAACCCGAAUUCUAAUUAAUUGUCCUGUUAUUCCAAGUACCUUAGUUUGUGGUACACUAUGUGUAUGUACUUUCAUAUUCCUGGCUUCAUUCCAUAUCUGCCAACUUGCCAACGAAAAGUCAUUCAGCAAUUAAUUACCUCCUAGAGUGUUCUUGUUCUAGCUCUAGGCAAUUGGUUUCUGUUACCCGUUUGAACGAUUAAGCUUUCUGUUUUUGGUUUAAUAAUGAGUAACAGCACACUUUGUAUUUCGUCAAUUUCUUAAUCAGGGUUCCCCAGAAUUUGUGACUUCAACCAGUUGUGUGCACUACUUUGAAUGGAAGACAUAUGUGGCCUGCAAGAAAGAUUUGUUUAAACCAACUGAAGAGGUAAUGCAAGUUCUAGGCUGGAGUGGGGAACCUUUUUGGCUCCACAUUCCAGGUCCUGAUCAGGAUCAGUCUCAUGGGCCAAAGUUGAAAGGAGGCUGGUGAUGCCACCUGUUAAAAUCUCUUGCACAGGGUUACUGCUUGGGAACCACAUGGGACCCACAUCACAAGGAAAGUUGUCAACCUCAUGCUCAAUGCAACGGCAAGAACGGGGAGAGGGCAGGCGAACACAGGGAGGUGGGCAUGGUUGCUCCUCAGCCCUGUUGCUGGUUUCCCUAGUGAGCAAAUCAUAAUGGCAGUAAAGAGCAGCCAGAGAGGGCUCCAGGCUGCAAUGGACCCUUCUGGGACAAUGGAGCCUUGACUAGCCUAAGGUAUACUUCUAAGCAUUCUAGCCCCAACCUGGUUCCACUGGUGAGCUAUAUAACCAGUACCUUGAAUUAAUGCACAAUUCCAUUGGCAGCAAGGCACUUACCUAACCGUUUCAGCAAAACUUGAUGCAAUAUCUACAUCAGCUAUACAUGUUGAAGCAUGAUUCUUCCAUAGGCAGGUCUCCAAUGGGAGUGUCUGUAUUGGGAUUCUUUCCUGAAAUGUGUGAAAUGGUCUCUGAAAUGGUGUGAUGCUUUCUCUUCUGCAUGUCAUUAGUGUGAUUUAAUUUCUAGGUGCCUUGUUACGUAUUUGAUGGAGACUUGAGGAAACGUGACUUGAACCCACUGAUUAAAACUUCUGGAGGAUACUUGGUAGAGGACUCGGAUGAUGACGUGGAGCUCUACAUCAACGUCUGUAGAAACAUAGGUCUGAACCUUGGCAUACAUUGUGUGUCUAAUAUGCCUGCUUUUUGUUUUUCAUCUGAGUCACAUUUUCCCCUUAGAAACUUGAAGCACACCUUCCUGUAAAUAGUCUGAUACAUAUUUUUUAAACAGGUUGAAGCAUGCUUAAUUUCUUUUUGAAAAUUAUUUUGCUAGUCAGUACUUUGCAGUAUCUGGUGACUCCUUGGGCCACUAAAAUAUUUUACUAGAUGCAUCAUGAUACUGUUUUACACGAUCUUGUAUUGACUAUAAUGACCUUCUUUUUUUUUGAGACUUGCUUUUGGGAUACAUUUUCCAAAUGGGCCAUUGCCGUGGUUAUAUAGAUGGAAUGAGAUGCUGCUGCUUUUUUCCCUUAAGGUCAGAAUUAAGAACAGAGAUUCACCUCAGUUUUUCUGUCCCCACCACCAGGCUUUCACAUCUCUAAUUGAUUAAGAGCCCAUUUUCUUUCCUAGAAAGAAUACAUCUGAACGAUCAAACCUCAGAUGCAUUCAGAAUAGUGUAUUACCUCAGCCCUUUCAAACAUGAACCGAGAUACGCCUGAGUAACCUUUUUCCAGCCUCCAGAUGUUAGAAUCAAAGAAUGGUAGAGUUGGGACGGACCAUGAGGAUUAUCUAAUCCAACCCCCUGCAAUGCAGGAAUCUUUUUGCCCCACGUGGGGCUCAAACCAUAACCCUAAAAUUCAGAGUCUCAUGCUGUGCCGACUGAUCUUCCCCAAAAAAACAAUUUUACAGUGGACUUCCUCAGUUUAAGAGACAUAGAAAACAAAUUCCCUGUGUUCAAACAUUCCUAAAUUCUCUGUUGCAUUGUUUGCAUCAUUUUUUUAAGAUUUGUUAGGCCUUCCAGAGGAACAGUGGAACACAGGCAGCUGCCUUAUAUGAAGUCAGACCAUUGGUCCACAUAGCUCAGUAUUGCUGACUUGGGCAGCAGCUCCCCAAGGUUUUGGGUUAGGAGUCUUUUCCAGCCAUACCUGGAAGUGCUGGGAAUUUGAAUCUGGAGCCUUUUGUUAUCAAAAAAGAUGUUCUGCUACUGAACUACAGUCAUUCCCAGAUUUCAUCUUGUACAUGAUUGUUAUAGGAUCUGUAGUUCAAAUGUUGUCAGUUUUCCAAGUUACUGUCCCGACAUUUCCUCUCUAACACAGUGCUGAAGAAAACAAAGUAAAAGGUCAUCUAUGUGCUCAGCUUCUGAUAUUAGUAGAUAAUAGAUCAAUCAUUAGUAGAUGGAUCAAUACACCUUAUUAGAACUGGCUUUGCCCAUCUUAAGUUACUCAUAAAAGCUUGCGAGUUUUAGGAAACAAUGCCAAAUAAGGAUAAUAUGUGGAGUUGAGAUUAUUCCAAACUUUUAACACAUCACUGGGGUAAUACUAGUUUGUAAAGCUUACCCCUCUUAGGACAGUAAGACGUAACUCAAGAGUUACUAAAAGACUGUUCAUAUUCUCUGAAGUAUCGUUUCUAGAGAGCCAUUCAGCCAGGAACUGUUGUUGAUAUGCAUAGUGCGUGCAGGUAUUUGGUAAAUUUAUUUUUCCCCCACUCUGGGUAUCUUGAACUGAGUACCUUUUGCCAUUCUAGAAUGUUUCUGCAACCAUAAAGAUGUUAAGAUAAGUAUUGCCUACUCCUCCAGCUUAGUGGGUAUUAUAUGUAAAGAUAAUCUUUGAUUUCUGUAGCUUUGAUUUUUCAGUCUGGCCCAGCAGUCUCCUCGUCCCAUUUAUUCUUAUGCACUACAUGGUCAAAAUUAAGUUUACAUUUAAAUGGAAGACUUUGCCCUAACAUCCUUCUGAAACCUUAUUUAUGGUCUUAUUUCUUACAUAAACAUUGUAUUGACAGGAAAAUCCUCUGUUGAGGGCAAGGGUUGUCCAGAGGGAAGUUCAGCUUGCCUGUUGAAGGAUGGUCAUGCAUUUGACCUGGGGCAUCCUAAAGAACAACUCAAGCAGCUUGAUAAAAACAGGUAUGACUUCAGUCUUAUGGUAUUUUAAACCAGGGUGAGGAAACUGGGUCCCCUACAGUGCUUUUUGACACCCUUAAGUAUGGCCAGCAAUCAGGAAUUAUGAGAAUUGUAGUCAGCAACGUUUGGAGGGCCACAAGUUCCCCAUCUCUGCUUUAAAGGGGCUAUCAUUUGAAUAUCAAUCUUAGUAAAUGAUUUCAAAAGUAGUCUACUGUAAAGUACAGUUUACCGUUUAGCACUCAAAUUAUUUUGUUGCUGUUGGGAAUACUGGUGGCUUAAGAGUUCCAUUUAAUGUAUUUUCUUUAAUCCGUAAUUAAUCUAGCCAGUUUUUGUUUCUGGAGCACGGUAAAGCUAACCACUUAUAAAAGCAUGAUCUAGAAACUUUUUAGUAUUUAAAUUUUAUUAGUCUUCUUAGUAAUUUUGUGUUCUUCUCUGACUUUCACAAAAGAAUUGCUGAAAGCAUAUUACAAAUACAACAGCAGACAUCUGUUUGUAAAAAUAAAUACUGUUACUCAUAAAAAAAUCAAAAGUUGUUAAAACAAACCUGCAUAUAAUUUAAAAAAUGCAAAAAAUAAAAUAGGAGAUCAACCAACAAAGCAACAAUGAUCCAGCCAUUAAAACAUAUUAAACUGUAAAAAGCACACAAAGAAUGGCGCUUGCAAUUCAAUUCCUUUAGCAGCAGUGGAAUCAACUAUUUGGAUGAAGGGAAAUAUGCUCAUCUGCUGGUGGAUUAAAAAGAUAAAGGUAAUUUCUUGAGACAGGAAAUUCCACACAUAUGCCUCAGAAAGCAAUUGCGCAGCAACAGCUGAGCUGGAAAAAUGGAGAUUCACAUAAGGAGGUGGUCCUUCAUGCAUCUUGGUCCCAAGACAUUUUGGGCUUUGUAGGUGACUAGCGGGGAGUGCCCGGCAUUGCCAGAAACUUGUACAAAAAUGAAAAAUAUUGUGAUUUUUAAAUGGAUAGUAUAAUUUGUGAGUUUGGACCCUGCAAGCCAAAAAUCGAAUGAAAUCACACCAAAGUCACCUUUUGGCCCACCAUGUUGAUUCAAAAUGGCUUCCGGCAUCCAAACAUAAACAAAGAUGAUUUCCCUCACCUUGGGAACCCUCAUGCUGAGUUUUGUGAUGAUAUCUCAAGAUACACCCAAAUCUAGGGAGAACAGAUGAACAAGCCGCUUUCCAAAAUACGUAGCCAGUACCUUGAAUUGUAGUCUGAAAUGGACUGGGAGCCAGUGUAGCUGAUAAACUAAAAGUACAGUGGUACCUCGGGUUAAGAACUUAAUUAGUUCUGGAGGUCCGUUCUUAACCUGAAACUGUUCUUAACCUGAAGCACCACUUUAGCUAAUGGGGCCUCCCGCUGCUGCCACGCCACCGGAGCACGAUUUCUGUUCUUAUCCUCAAGCAAAGUUCUUAACCUGAGGUACUGUUUAUUGGUUAGCGGAGUCUGUAACAUGAAGCAUAUGUAACCUGAAGCGUAUGUAACCCGAGGUACCACUGUAUAAGGUAGCUGUAUUAAAUCCCACUCUUGCUGUUUCUGCGUGUCUCACACGGUCUCCUCUCUCAAACUCCCCCCCCCUUGUUUUUCCAGGCUUUCCCUGAGAUACGAACGCAAAAUUAGCAAUGCAAAUGAGAGGCCUGACUUCUGUGGUGACCAUGAUCCAGCAGUGACUGUUACUUUUGUGUGCCCAGAGGGGAGGAAAAAAGAGGUAACUGAUACCUGGGGUUUCAAAUCCUGUUGCUUGAUGACAGAAACUGAUGGACAAAAUCCUGGGCCUAAAGUUGUUUAUUAAGCAGAGGUUGGCUGGCCCUCUGUCACGGACAGUGUAGCAAUGGAUUUCCUGCAUUGGCAGGAGGUUGGGUUCAAUUACUUUUGAGCCAGCUUCCAACUCAGUUAUUCUAUAUUUUCAUUUAAAACAUGGAUACAGUGGCCUAAAUGAACUAAAUGAUAGGUUAGCCUGUGAACAUACAAACUAGGGAAACUCUGGCUUGUUCUAAGCAAAAGUUAGUUAAAACUAGGAUAUUAUUUAUUUGUUCAUUGCAUUUAUCACUCAGCUUUUUCUCCAAGGAGCUCAAGGUGGCCUUCUCUCCCUCCUCAUUUAAUCCCCACAGUAACCCUGUGUGGUAGGUUAGGCCAAAGAUCACCCACAGUCACUCUGCUUCAUGGUGGAGAGGGGACCUAAACCCUGAUCUCCCAGGUCUUAGUCCAACACAAAGUGGUAGAAGUCUAGAAGCAUCAUGGGGUGCAUUUCAGCAAAGCAGCUUCUCCUUCUCUUUCCUCCUUCCUCCACACAAUAAAAUUACAAGCUCUGUUGCUUGUCUUGUUGUGGAUCUACUCCAUACAGCACAUCUUGUGUGUGCGAGUCUGUGUGUAUGCAAAAUAUGCCUUUUGAACUUUGUAGGGGGCUAUAACUUGGAGCCAACCCAAGGGAGUUUCUUUUCACCUUUCUGGGCACACAUCUUUUUCUUUUGUAUUAGGUGACAAGUCCCAGACUCACUGCUCAAAGUAACUGCCAGUACGAGAUUGAAUGGGUUACAGAGUCUGCCUGUCACAGAGACUACCUAGAGAGUAACAACUGUGUCCUGACCAGCAAGCAGCAUGGUAUCUAUGUGAAUUUGACACCCCUCAAACAAAUUCCAGGUAAGCACCCUCUUUUUUUUUUAAGAGUGAAGCAGUGGCAUCAAUAUAAACCAAGUUAGUAGCUAUGGUAGAGGAAGAAGCAUUGGUGCUAGUGUGUGGUAUAGUCCUGUAUAGGGUUACACCGCUUCUAAAUUGGUCUGUGUUGAAAGUGUUCCUUAUUGUAGGACUGUGCAUAGCCUCCCCAACCCAGGGACCACGUGCUCUUCUCCCAUGGCUCCCUGCUUGCUCCUCCCAUAGUAGCAGCAUCACCAGCUUUCUACAGCCCAGGUGUAGCUGGUAGUAGUAGGCCCAGGGAGUUGCUGUGGUAAUAGAUCCUUGGGAACAGGCUGUAAGGAGGCCAGGGUAGAGAGAUGGAAUUCUGCAAGGCACCUUUAGAAAAUAGUAUCCACCAACCUAUGGGGUGCUGUUUUGCAAGCUGCUUUCCUGACGGGAAGAGCCUUGCAAAGGAGCACCUGCAUCCCAGAGGAUUGAGAAUGUGCUGGGGAAUCAGCAGCCUUCCCACCCCCUUCUCUACCCCUGGUUACGCUGGGUGGCCUGGGACUGUUUCAGCCUGACUUCACUUGUCCCAAGCCCAGAUUCCCCUGAAUCGGCCUGAUGUGGCUGAAUCCAGGACACAGCUGUAGUUUGUAUAAAUAGUUUGCUGCAUGGGAAAAGUUAAACGUGGUUUGCCAAAUUUUCUGGGAGCAACCACACAUUUGGAAAUCAAGCCAACAUUUUGGUCACCCUACAAAUACCCUUUUCCACAGAAGAAAAUUGCUCACGCUUACCCCCCGCCCCUGGCUGCCCGCAGCAAAACUCAGACCUAAAAAACAACCCUCCCCCAAAAUUUACAACUACCACAACAAAAACAAAUAAGAAUAAAAGUGGUUAAAAAUAAAUUUGAAGAGUCAGGGCCUUGGUGGGCACCAAGUAUAGCUUUCUGAGAGUGUUGUGGUGCCCACGCACUCCAUGUUGGGGACCCCAGAGCUAAACUGUUGAAGAGAAAACUAGGUUGUAAGUCCCUAAUACCCAGCUUCUUAGCUCAUGGUGGCUGGAGACUGUUUCUUCCCCCUCCACCCAGAGGUGAUGCAGUUUUGGGUGGACUGUACCAACAUGCCUGCAUUAAGAUUGCAAAACCUCAGAAUUGGAUACUGCUCACCAGAUGUUGAAACCAUGAUUAGUGAGCUGCUGGCAGAGCCUCUGUCUAAAUCUGACGGUGAUGAAGAAGAGAGCUGUAGAUUGUGUUGGCAUCUGUAGUUGCAAUCCUUAACUUGUAUAAACCAAAUGUGUGGUUUGUGUCACAUUGUGGUUGAAAGUUUUUUGGCGUUUUUGCAUGGGUUUCUGAAGCAGCCAAUGGAAAGAGCUGAACAGCGAUGCAGCUGUGAGUUUGUGGGGCAUGAGGUGACAACACAAGCAGCUCACUAACAGGGCUGUAAACUGAUUACACAAGUUCUGUGGCUGUAAAUGUGUAUUUCUCUCUGUAUAGCCACCUAAAUACUUUUACCAAAUAUGUGCUUCAAUCAUCACGACCCUCCUUUCUUUAGCGUAUGUCACACCUUACGUUGCCAAAGACAGAGAAGAGUAUUCCUACUAUCUGAAUGUAUGUGGCAAAGCAGCUGGAGGUUACUGCAGUGAUGCCAAUGCUUCGGCGUGCCAGGUCAAACAUGCAGCUGUUCCUCAGCAGAAAGUGGCAGGAAGGUUUACCCACCAAACACUCAGGUGAGUGCUUAAUUAGAAAACAGUCUUUGAGGGUUAGUAUUUAUUAGGAACUAAAGCACCUGUAUGCAGUGUUGGUUCUUGGCAAUUCUAGAUUCAUAGAAUCUUAGAGUUGGAAGGGACCCUGAGGAUCAUCUAGUCCAACCCUCUGCCAUACAGGAAUAUGCACCUGUUCAGGGCUAGAACCCGCAACCUUAUUUGGAUUGGAAUACAAAAGAGGGAGGUAUGAGGAAGUCCAGAAAAUAAGCAAACUAAAAAAACGGAAAUGGAAAAGAGAUAUUGUUUUUAAUUGUUAUGUUUUUUUGUCUUUUAUUGUUGAAUUGUGUUCUUUUUUGUGUGUUCUUGUUACCUUUUUUUUCUUUCUUUUUGAGAUAUGUAUUGUGUAUGUUUUUCUUUUCUUUUUUUGUUGUUGUUUAAAACUUUAAUAAAAAUUAUUUUUUUAAAAAAAAAAUAGAACCCGCAACCUUGGUGUUAUCGCCACUACACUCUAAUCAACUAAUUCAGAGUUUGUUGUGGAGGACAAUCCGGUUGGACUCAGGUUCUACUGUCUAGUUUCUGCUCUUAGUUUUGGAAGAGAAGGCCUUAACAAGACAAAGAUCUUUUAGACAGAUGUAGAGCUAAAAUGGAUAACAUUCCAAAUUAGAAAUCUGUUUGCCUCUUUUGAGUUGUGAUAUCCAUCUAAUGAACCUUUUUCUGGUUUCCAUUGAGUGUGGGCCACUGGUGAGCUCUUUUUCUUCCUUAAAUUAGAUGAGCUAUAUUUGAAUAUUCACCCUUUUGGCUUUUGAAAUCAGGUAUGCUGAUGGAGACCUCAUUCUGACAUACCCAGGAGGAGAUCCUUGCAGCUCUGGAUUUGAGCGAAUGACUGUCAUAAGCUUUGAAUGCAAUCAUACGGCAGGUAAUGAACAUGCUAGUUAUCUAUGGAUCGCUUUGAGCAAUAUUCUGUGUCCUCCAAUAAUACUUGCAGCUGCCCCACCACAGCCCACUACCGCUUGAAUGCUAACAGCUCCUUUUGUUCUGAAGUCUAAAAGUUAUGCAAGCAUUUAAGAAAUGUGGGUAGGGAAGAGGAUUUCUAAUUAAUGGAGGAUUGGUAUAUAACUGGGUAUUUGUUAUGAGAGCAAUAGAACGUUCAUGUUCAGAGGUAGCAUGUUCCUCAGAGUUCAGAUAUUGGGAGCAAAGCAGCAGAUAUUUUGCUUUUUUACUCUGCUCGUGAGGUUCUUAGGCGUGCUGUUCUCAGUGGCUAACCAGGUGCCUAUGGGAAGCUUGCAGGUAAGACCAGAGUACAAUAUGCUCUCUCCACGCAUGAUUUCCCAGCAUUUGGUAUUCAGACAUACUGACAAGAGAGGCUCUUUGAAUUAUCCAACACCAUUCUUGCAUUCUUACCCAUCAGAUGUUAUAGUGCACAACCCUUAAUUCUUCAGAGAAUCUUAAAAAUCCAUAGAUGGUUCUGUACCCAGUACUUUAAUGUACACCCUAAGCUUGAGAAGUAAAACUUUUCAAGCUAGAAUUACAUACUCCCACAUUAACCUGCCAAGUAUUAGAGCAUAUCUGCCAACGUUUCCCGUUUUUUAAAGGGAAAUUCCCUUAUUCCGAAUAGGAUUCCUCGCAAGAAAAGGGAAAAGUUGACAGCUAUGCCUCUGGGUGCCCUCACUCUUUGUGGUGAGACAGUUAGCCAACAGGUUAGUGAUGCAUCUCCCCACAUCAACUAAUCCAGCACUAAAUUGGGUGUGCCUGGGUUUUUAAUAGUUUUUGGACUGGCUUUCAGCUGCUCCGGGUAAAGUGCCAGUGCUGUUGUUUUAAUCAUAAGUUAUAAGGCACUAUGAGAAUAUUUUAAUGCUAUAAUUUGUGUAAUUUAUAUUUUCCUUAUCCUAAUCUUCCUAUAUUUUUAAUGAACUUCUCAAAGACAAUGAUGGCAAAGGAAGCCCAGUGUUUACAGGAGAAACAGACUGCUCAUACUUCUUCACCUGGGAGACCAAAUACGCAUGUGUAGCAAAAGAAGAUCUUCCUUGUAUGGUUACAGACAAAAGGAAACGCUAUGACUUGACACGAUUGAUUCGUCAUUCUGGUAUGGCAAUUAAAAAAUAAUAAUUAAGAUAUGCGCUACAUUUUUAAACUUUUGUUCAUUUUGCCUUAUCUCAGAUGUCCAGGAAUGUUUUAAACCUGAAAACAGUAAAUAUAGGGCUGUUUUAAGUGCUAUCUUAAAUGGCUUAUACUCCUUCCAGGUGGUGACUGUGGGUGGUGGGAAUUCUCUUUUUUCUCCUCCAUUCCUGAACCCGCCCACCCCAGUUUGCUUAGCAAAGUCCCCCAACUCCCCAGAACAGAUUUGGAGUACAUGCAUUGCUGGGGAGAGGGAGGGGAAGUCCCUCUGUGUGAACAGAAGUCUAUACCACUGGCAGGGUAAUACCGUAGGAUGUUAACCUGUUCGGUCACAGAUCGGAGGCUGGUGACUUUCCAAAUCAAAGGGAAUUUAGAGUUGGAGUUCAGAAUUGUGGUAUUUCAGCAGAAAAUGGCUUUGUAUGUUCUGGCUGUUGGAACACAGCGAAUGUGUUGGAAUUCUUAAGCUAUCGGGCAACUAGCAGAGAUCUGGAGCUAGAGCACUUAUACAAUAUGCUCCUUGGCAGAUUUGUCCUGCCAUGAGGUAAACUAACCAUAUUUUGGGAUUGUUGCAAUUUUUGACUAAACUUCAAGAAUCAGUUUGCAUUACAGUAGUAAAAGUCUCGGUUAUAUCAGUUCCUAGGUUUUUCUGUGGAAUUUUUCACUACAACUCCAUUUAAACACGCUCUUGGCCAGUGAUAUUGCCUGUCUUUGCAGGCACCAAAAUGGGCUCAGAAGCACUGCAAACCCCCUAACCAGCUUACAAGGAACACUAAUGCUUCUUGGACCUUUUUUUCCUGGGUGACUUUCAUCCCCUCAGUUAUAAGCACAUGAUUUUUACUUACGCUUUAAUGGUUUUACAAUACCCUGUGUAUAAUUUUUGUAGCAUUUUAUAUAAAGCCCAGUUUCAGUAGCUCUAUAAAUUGUAUUAUUUCCAUUGGCAGUGUUGUGGUGUUUAUAGCAUUCGUUAGUUGCUUUAUACAAAGAGAUAAAAUUGAUUAAAAGCCAAAUAUAAAAUGGGUUACUAUUCAAAAUUCCUAAAAUGCUCAUCCAACAAUGCAAUGAGGAGGACUAGUUCUACCCCACCCCACUAAAAGAUGAGCAUCACACUAGAGGCUAAAUUAACCACCGAAAGACUGAGAAAAUAAAAAUGACUUAGCUUGGCCCCAGAAACUGUCAAGUUGCCUGGUGUGCUUCCCUGCGGAGAGCCUUCCACAAACAGAAUAUGGGUUGGACACCAUCAGUCAGCAUUCCUGAUACCAGGUCAAAAGGUCUGUCAGAUUUUCACUGUCAGUCUUGCCUGGAUUCCUUUUCCAGUUGUCCUGCUUGCAGCUAGCAUUAGCAAAUUACUGCUAAUCGCUGUGUGUGUGUGUGUGUGUGUGUGUGUGUGUGUGUGUGUGUAGAGAGAGAGAUUUUAAUUGGGAUUGCAUUCUGGGAACCCUUCCUCCCUGCAUGCUUCAGCCCCCUGAUGAAAAUGCAGGAGGCUGUGCUUGCUACGAAGUAAAUAAAUUAAAAACCCAAUGUGGUUUCUAACUCUAUAUAUUAGAAGUAAUAUGUGGUUUGACCUGCAGUUGAGUUUCUACAUGGCCAUUCAUUUGUUGGACAGGGGAUGGGGAACGAUCUGUAAUUUUAACACUACACAUAAUAUGGUUUUUAGAGGAAUGUUCAUCUAAAAUGCAAUUUCUUAAUUUUAGAGUUAGAGCAGAAUUGGGAAGCUGUAGACGGUAACCCUGUGGAAACAGAAAAGAAACGUUUUUUCAUAAACGUCUGUCACCAAGUACUUCAGAAAGGAGGGGCAGUGAACUGUUCAGAAGAGGCAUCUGUUUGCUCAGUUGGUGAGUAACAUCCUUGUAUGAGCUCCCCACGUUAAAAGAACCACAUUCAACAGUUGAAUACAAUGCUGUAUGUGCUAUUUAUAAAAUAGUAAUUCCUUCAAAGGACAUACAUUGGAUUGCUCACUAAAACAAGUAUCUGUAUUUCUUGUUUGGUGUGUGGCUCUUUUUAGGUGAAGACAAUAGCACAAAAAACCUAGGGACGUUUAUGUCUGCUCCCACAAAAGUUGGAGAGAAUAUCCAGCUUUACUAUUCGGGUGGCGAUGAGUGUCGACCAAAAAAGACAAUUGAAACAAAGAUACUCCUCAUAUGCAAGCCAGGUGAGUACUCUGGCUUUUAUUAAAGCCAAGGUCUGGGGAUGCAGUCUCAAGCUGCAAACCUUCAUGAAGGCAGUGGUGGUAAGGUCCAUAAGUCAGGGACAGGCUACAUUUUUCAGCCUGAGGGUCACAUUUCUUGCUGGGCAACAUUUGGAGGCAGCAUGCCAGUGGUGAAUGGGGCCAGAGGCAAAAGUGGCCAAAACAAUAAAUGUAAAAUUGACCUUUGUAUGGUAGGCUAGUUUCUACACACACACACUCACCACACUCUAUCUUCCUGUUCAGACACACGUUCCAGCAGGGCAAAAACACUGAAGGAGGGUAUGGGGGAAGACCAGUGAGGGAUGUGGGGCUGCGGAGGGGUUAGGGGGAAGAGUCUCAAGGGGCAGGAGGAGGACCUGGAGGGGUACAUUUAGCCUUCUGGCCUGAGGCUCCCUGUGCCUGCUAUACAUGCAGAUCUCCCAUGGUACCUGCACCUUUUUUAAAAUUAGGGAGGGGGUGUAAGGACAUGCAAAAAUGGCUCUUCUGAGGUAAUGCACUUGGCUUGCUUCAGUAACUAAUCUAUGUAUCUGAUAAAGUACUGGUCUCUUGAAAAAUGAAGUGUGUAUUUGGUGGUUCAGUUUAAUAAUUAUCUAUAUCUUCCCAGGUGACCUGGAAAGUGCUCCUGUUUUGGUUAGUUCUGGGUACGACGGGUGCCUGUAUGAGUUCGAAUGGCACACUGCUGCUGCCUGUGUCCUGUCUCAAACAAAAGGUGACCAGUGCAGAGUCUCUGACUCUCAAGCAGGUGAGUAACCUGUUGAAAAUGGUAAAGCGGGAACCGGGGCAUGGGAUUUCGGUCUGUGUCACAAUUUCCAGCUUCUAGUUCAACUCCCUCUUUUCAUCUAUCAUCACUUGUCUCAAAGCAGUAGGAAAGACUGUUUCCAUCUCUUAAAAACAACAACAACAAAUCUGAAUCCUACAACUUCGGAAUUCAUUGCCUGUCAUGCUCUGCCAGAGGCCUUCUGGAAAGACUUUAAUACUGACUUUUCUCUAUUGGCUUUCGCCAGAAGUUUUGGUGUGUUUUUUUCAUACAAAAAACUUAGUCUGUUUUUGUUGCUGGCCUAGAUUUAUAUUUUGCGAUGGGCUGCCUCUAUUGCUGGUCUCCCAGAAUCUUAUUCAUGAGUAUUUUUGUUCUGUUUCUGUGUUUUUAUUGUAAGCUGCCUUGAAAGAGUUAAGUCAAAUGUAGCAUAUAGUUUAAGUAAAACAAUCAAAUGCUGUUGUAUCCUGUGUAUUAAACAUAAUUUAUCCUUUAAAAAAGAGUAAAUUUUGUUUCCUGGAAGAGAAGGUAUAUGACAAGUUGCUGGUGCAUAUCCAGUGACAGAAUCUUGAAAAUGCAACAUUACAUUGGUAUUUUCUUUUCUUUUUUAAAAAUUCUUUCUAUUAAUUUUCAUAAGCAAACAGAAAAACAAAACAACCGUACAUAAAAAAAGAGAAAAAAAGAAAACAAAAACAAAAGCAAGAACAAACAACAGAAAACCUAAACGGACCAAAAAAGAAACACACGAAUUGACUUCCCUCCAUCUCGGUUUUGGAUUAUAUAAGAUUGUAAUUCCAUUCUGCAGUUUUCAUUUUAUAUCAUCUAUGCAUCGCAAGAAUUAUGUUAAACCUACUGUGAUUUUUAGAUUUCUAGAAUUUGUAUUUUCUUAAAUCCAACUACACUAGUGCAAUGAAAAUUGAAAACCUGGUGUUUUGUGUCCUUAAGCAUGCAUACUGCCACAAGUGUAGUGGGGGUGGGGGGUGUAUACUUUGUGAAACUGGGGUGUUAGAAUCAUUUAUGGGCAACUGUUUUAAGGUAGCACAUGGAGUCUAUUAAAUCAUGUUUGCCCAUCUUACCUCUCAAUCUUUAAAACUUUUGUGCUGAACAAAUGAUUUUCAUUCAUUUCUGUUUAGGGUUCUCUUUUGACUUAUCACCUUUGAUGCAUCACACUUACACAGCAAACACAAGUGACUAUACUUUCUACAUCAGUAUUUGUGGCAAUGUGUCAAACCAGUUGUGUGCGCCACAGUCUGCGGCAUGUCAAGUGAAGAAAAAGUAAGUGUUGUUUAUGCCUUCUCCUGCUCUAUGUGUGUACUGAGGAACACAGUUGGCGCUGUGGUCUAAACCACUGAGCCUCUUGGGCUUGCUGAUCAGAAGGUCAGCAAUCUGAAUCCCCGCAACGGGGUGAGCACCCAUUGCUCUGUCCCAGCUCCUGCCAACCUAGCAGUUCAAAAGCACACCAGUGCAAGUAGAUAAAUAGGUACCGCUGUGGCUGGAAGAUAAACAAUGUUUCCAUGUACUCUGGUGUUCCGUUGCGCCAGAAGCAGUUUAGUCAUGCUGGCCACAGGACCCGGAAAGCUGUCUGUGGACAAACGCCGGCUCCCUUAGCCUGAAAGCGAGAUGAGCGCCGCACCCCAUAGUCGCCUUUGACUGGACUUAACCAUCCAGGGGUCCUUUACCUUUACUUAGGAACCCAUGCAAUAGUGACUAAAUUACUGGACCCUGCCCUGGAACCUUAGGGUGAAGGACCAGUAAUUAAUAAUAAUAAUAAUAAUAAUAAUAAUAAUAAUAGUAAUUAAGUUGCACACUUUGUUGAAUACAGUGAGAGUAACUUCUGAGUACUUAUGCCCAAGAUUGCACUGCGUUGCUGCAAUCCCUCGCCGUUAUUGAGUUAGUCCCAUUAAAUUCAAUGGAACUUAUUGAGGUCUGAUUGAAAAUAACUGGUAUUGGCAAAAGCCUUGCGUUUAAGAGCAUGGAAUAUUUGAUUGAUAAGGUUGUAAAAAUAUCUAUAUAUAAAUAGAUUAAGUUUCUUGAGUUAAGAUAAAGGAAGGAGGGUAAGGAUUUGCUGAAAGGAGUUUCUAAAAGGAAAUACUAGUGGGGAGGUGUGGGGAAGUCAAAGAACCAAGGAAAGAUAAGAAGGUUAAAUGAAAGUAUAAAUUUUUAAAUUUUUCUGUUUUUUUCUUUUCUUUUUUGUCUUUCUUUUUUAUGGUUAUUGUUAUUUUUUGUUUUCCUUUUGUUACUGUUAUUGUUGUUUUUUGUCUUUGAAACCUUGUAUUUUUGUAUGUUUUGGAAUCUUUGUAAAACCAAUAAAUAUUAUAUUAAAAAAAAAAAAAUCAAUGGAACUUACUUAUGAAAAAAUGUUCUUAGGAGCCUUCUAACUGCUAAGAUUCUGCUAGCUUGAUGUGGCCUUAAAUAGAGUCACAUAAGAGGAAGACUGUUGAAAGGAAAGGAAAAUAUGGAAGUCAUCUGGGGUCCAAAUGACUUAUUUGAGGGCUUGUGCCAAUGGGAAGUUUGACUUCUUAAUUGGUUUAGCCCCACUUCUGACCUGUCAAAACUGCUUUUUAGCUCACCUGUGUUUCAAAAUUCUUGUGCCUUGAAGCUUUGGAUGGGGAUGCUUCUGUUCAAGGGAUGCAAGUAUAAAAGCUUUAUUGAGCACACAGAUUUACUUGAUUCGCAUUCUGGAACCCGGGUUAUCAUAUUUUAAGUUUGAUCAACUGGAGUAUAGCUAUAGAUAAUAGUUUACCUUAGAAUGUGCAUAAGUUAGCACUUCCCUUCAAACGUAUAAUCUCAAUGGUAUGCACAUCAUCUGGGUACUAUUUGUAUAGACGAUAGCAUGGCUAUCAGUUGUAAAUAAGAAAUCAUGCCUUAAGUUGUACCUGUGUCAGCCAGAACGGAUUUAGCCUGUUGUUGAUUUUUGCUGGUGGGUUUUAUGUUAGGUGGGAAAUGGUUCCAAGAACCCAGUCCAAUGAACUGCUGUUGCAUAGCCAAUUGGAGUCUCCAGUACCGUCAUGAAGAAUGUAGGCAAUGGUCCAGUAUGCAAACAAUAAAUUGGCUUUGAGUAGAGAGCACUGGUGCAAAUAGCAGCAAGGCAUUCCUGCCUUCAUACAGUGGGCAAAAGAUGAGUCGUAAGGUUGGACUGUCAGACACUGCAUGUAUCCUUUAGGGCAUUAUAUUAGCUUUUGCAAUGCAAACUCAUUAGUACUUGGGUAUUUGCAUCCCUAAAAGAAACCUAUAUGAAGUUCUGUUAAUGUAUAUUUUUAGUGGUAAGGACACAUGGAGUCUGGGGUUGCCCAGUUCUGAGCUCUCCUAUUAUGAUGGAAUGAUUCAGUUGAACUAUCGAAAUGGCACACCGUACAACAACGAGAAGCAUAUGCAACGGUCUACCCAUAUUACCUUCCUGUGUGAUCGUGGUGCAGGCGCAGGUUCACCUGAAUAUCAAGUGAGUGCCAGUUGUGGAUAAUUCUUGUGCAUCACAUCCUUAGUUAAGUCCCCAAUAGUUUAACAUAAUGAGAAGUUAAACCCUCCUACGGGGAGGGGGAAUGCCAGUUCAGAGGUAUGACACACUGCUUUUUUAGAUCUUCCUUUAUGGGAUGCUAAGUAGCAGCAAGAGGCUUGCUUAAUAGCUACAGAUAGUUCUUGGAGACUUGCAUAAUAGAUUUUAGCCUUAUGGGUACUUGCACAGCUCUGCAUUAAAAGUUUUCCAGUAAAGCAGUCAUUUCGGUGGUCUUGUGCAGAGGGCUUGCAUCCCUGUAGUGAGAAGGAGCUCUAUACACAGGGGCAGGUAUGGAAAGUGUGUGUUAGAGAACGUUGCCAGCUGAUGUUGUACAUUUGGAUAUAUCAGCAUAGAUUUGAGUGGACUUUCUGACAGUAAAAGUUAAGCUUCCAUGUGUGACAGCAGAAUCAUACCACUUUGAAAUUAAAAAUGGCAGCUUCAGCUUAAAAAGGAGCUGUAUUGUUGCUCACCUUUUGCAGUUUUAACUUCUUUGUUUUGUGUAUAUAUGAUUAUGGUAAUCUAGGCAGAAGACAACUUCACUUACAACUUCAGGUGGUAUACUCAAUAUGCCUGCCCAGAAAUACCCACAGAAUGUGUUGUCACAGAUCCUCAAACCAUGAAGCAAUAUGAUCUUUCACGGUAAGCAAAACAAAAUUUGGAGAAUGUAAAAUCUGGGUGGAAAUGCUUAGCUGGCAGGUUCUUCCUGACCAAAGCACAAAAUUUACAUUUCAUACUUAACAUUGUCACUGAUAGAUCACGUAUAGAUCAGCAAUGCUGCUGCUGUGUUGCAAAAUUUCCGAACAAAUGGAUCAUAAAGAAGGAAAGAGGGUGUGGACAUAUUACUCACAAAGAUUGUCUAUUUGUAGUUAUUGUUAUAAAGUAAUUGGUAUUCCUGAAUGUGUGUGUGUGUGUGUGUGUGUGUGUGUAUUCUUGCUUUCCUCAUUUUGUGUUCUAAAACUGAUCAGUAUAAUUCAGUGAAUUUUUAGCAUGCUCGUUGCAAUGAGAUGAAUGAAUGAAGAAAUUCUGCGUUAUUGUUAAUAACUUGUUAAAAAUAAGUUAAAAUACAAAUUGAUGUAUCCAAACUCAAUAUUUUUGUUUUGCACAUUUUCCAGUUUAUCAUUGUCUGCAGACAGGGAUAAUUGGCAGGCAGUGGACAAUUCUGAGCAGGGUCCACGCAAAAUAUACUACAUAAACGUCUGCCGACCUUUGAACCCCAUCUCAGGCUGUGACAGGCGGGCAUCUGUCUGUGAAAUGACAUACAGCAAGGUGAGCAUUGUAUCAGCAGAAUUCCUGUUCACUCUUUUAUUUGGCCUGCCUUCUGCUCUUCCCUUUUGUAUCUAAUUUAUUCCUGCAGGCAAAUCUCCAAGUGUUUAAUUAACUUGAGCGCCUCCUAAACUUUAAAAGAUUGACUUAGGAUGCAGUCGAAGCCCCCAUCUGCUGUGCUGGUGAGGGAAGAUUGAAGGGGGCAAAGGUCUCCCCUCACCCAGUCCAGGACAGCACGGGGCUCCUGGUUCUGACUGCAUAAGUGCAGCUGGGUUGAAUUGUAGCCUAUUGUCUUCCCACCUGCACAUAGCCCAUAAACAGGAUUGAGCGAGGAGAUCCUGAGCCUGCCCUACAGCCUUCACUUGACAGCAUUGGAUCUGAGUCAGGCCCAAUUGCUGUUUCAGUUCCAGGUUUGGGGUAGAAAGGAGCAGGCUUUUGCUUCUGCCCAGACUCCACCCUAGCCAGCAUGGGCUGUGGAUAUAAUGGUGGCCAUACCGCUCCACCACUCCUGCCACUGCCUAGUUAGAUUUUGGAUUUCUCUUGUCAGUCCAGCAGGUGCUCUUCAUAGCAUGACUGCAUAUGUUCCCGAAUUCAUCAUAUACCGUAAUUAUUUUGCUUCAGAAUGAUGUUCUUUUUUUCUAAUUUCAGAGUGGUUCGCUUGAGGUUUCCAUCAGUAAUGUGGGGAUUGCCAAACAAGAACCUGUGGUUGAAGGCCCUGGCAAAAUCCUCCUAAAUUAUACCGGUGGCUCUUUGUGCAUCACGGCGGAGGGUAAGAGUGAGCCUUUCACAAGCCUUGUCCAUCUCGUCUGCUCCAAGGCCACUCUCGUAAGUUUCCAGCUAGCUUGCUUCUCCUCUCAGUGUGGGGUCAUAAUGUUAUCUGAUUAGACCACCAAUAUGUAAGAGCACAGAGCAUUUGUGGAUAAAUACCCAAGUCUCCCUUGAAUAUCCUUUGUUAUGAAAUGCAGAAUGAUCUUAUUAGUGCCCAAUUGCUUAGCCGUUUCAAAAUGGCGUAAAAGCUACUCAUCUAUGCUGGCAAUUGAAGCAUGAUUUUAAAGGCUGUCCAGUGCAACUGAUAAAGAGUCGGUUUCAUCCCCCCCCCCCCGAGAAAUUGCUAUCCUUGUUUUAGGCAGUGACUUGCUGAUUACCACUUUUUUCUUGGUGUAUGUUGGAUGGGGGAAAGGAUAAAUUAUUCUUGGGGAAAUUUUUAAUGCUUUGCAAUAAAAUGAUCACAUUUGCUUUACAAGCAAAGAACCUGAAAUCCUACCCUCCCAAAUUACUGGACCAAAAAUUUGCAGCACACUUGGAAUGUAUCCCUAUGGUGCUCUUGAAGCCAGGCUGCUUGUAUGCAUUCCUUGCCAUAACUUUCUGACAACUUGUAUUUUCAGAGUAGUAGCCCAAGAUUCAUUGAGAUGAAAGAAUGUGUUGCAGUUUUCCUGUGGGAAACGGAAGCUGCUUGUCCAGUCACAACUGCAGCAGGGGAUGCUCAGGUGAGUGGCAGAAAACACAUGUGGACAUUUCUGGGGGUUUUACCCGUGUGCCAUAUGAAUAGGUAAGCAGGCAUCUUUACAACCCAGUGCUGCUCAUGUCUGCUUGAAGCAAAGAUGCAUGAGCACCCCAAAGCUUAACCUAAGAACUAUUGCAUUCUUGUAAGCCCUUGAGUCAAGCACUUGAAAAAGCUCAAAGGUCUUUGUGAGCACCGGCUCAAGUUCUUACAAAAAAGUACCCACCUCCCUUCACCUUGCCAUUACCCUCAGCCCACCAGGGAGAAGGCCUUCAACUGGGGAAAGGUGCAGCAGAGGCUGCUUGAGAUCUACGAUAAGCAAAUUUCUGAUUGACUCAAAGCCUACUUGCAAAGCGUCUUAACAGGGGCUCUCCCUUCUUCUAUUUCUCACAGCAUCCUUGGGAGAAAUGCAGGAUACUAGCUUCUAAGUGUCCCUAAAGAAAUGCAGGUUUAAUUGGAAGCAAAACUGUUAAACCCAGUUCUUAAGCAUCGUUGGGUAGCUUUUAUUUGACCUCCCAUGGUUGUAGUGAGAAGUGUGAGACAUAGAAAGUACAGUCGUACCUUGGUUCUCAAACGCCUUGUUAAUGUUUUGGCACCCUAACACUGCAAACCCAGAAGCGAGUGUUCCGGUUUGCGAACGUUUUUUGGAAGCCGAACUUCCGACGCGGCUUCUGUGGCUUCCAGUUGAGUUCAAGAAGCUCCUGCAGCCAAUCAGAAGUUGUGCCUUGGUUUUUGAACAUUUUCAGAAGUCAGAACGGACUUCCGGAAUGGAUUCCGUUCAAGAACCAAGGUAAAACUGUACAAUUAAAUGGAAGGUUAGCUGGGUGUGACUUAACAGGGCGCUGUUUCUGAUGAUAAAGCUGUAAAAGGAAUUGGUAUAUGUGGGCACCAUAAUCCUCCUCGAAGUAAGUUCUGAUCUUUUGCUUGAUACCCAUUGGUCUAUAAAACUUGAGAAGAGCUUAAAAUAUGUCUCUGAGGAGCUGUGUCUAACCAGUAUGGAAGAUGGCCUUCUUGACUUGGAAAUCAAAAGGGCUACAUGCAUUUUGAUGGUUCAUAUCUAUCAUAUCUUAUUCUCUCCUCUUGAUAAAUGGUUUUGUUUUCUACAGAGCUGCACUGUAAAAGAUCCCAACAGUGACUUUGUGUUUAACCUGGAACCGUUGGCUUCAGAAAAAAAAUACAUAGCCAUGGGAAUUGGGAAGUCCUACAUGGUAAUGUUUCUUUUCUUUUCUUUUCCAAACACAAUACUUCAUGUCCUUUGAGUUAAUGCCUUUUGUUUUUUGCUGCAAGUUAGUAAUUCUAUGGCAUCUCAGAUAUUUUAUUAUAUGUUGAAUCUCUUAGCUAAACAUUUGUGGUCCAGCAGAGGAAUGUGCAGUUAACAGUAGCCUGCCAGCUGCUGACUCAAUUGGUGGAUGUGAAACAGAAGAUCUGAAACACAUUCGUUUGGUGAAACUGAACAAAACUCUUCAGCUGUCUACCGAAGGAGAACUGUCUCUUAAAUACACAGGUAAAGUUGCCUUGCUACCUGUUACAAAGAGCCACUUGCUUCCACCCUCCUUGCAAGGUAGGGGCAGCUGAGAGAGGUCCUUCAUGCAACACAAGCACAGGUAGUGCUGUGGCUACUCCAUUGGGUUUCCUAAAUCAGGGCAUGUAGAUUUCCAGAUGUAUGAUAUCUUUAAGAGGGUAGAGCUAGACCUGAGUCCUCUCACUUCAAGCAAUAAUUUAGGCAAAGCAGCUAGACAUUGGGUGAGCCUGUGUUCAAAUCAGCUCUAUCAUCAAUGCCAGGAUUCUCAUCGAAGAUAGUUUCUUAAAGGAGUCAAGAUAAUGGAGUAAGAUCAAAAGCUGCAUAAAACCAAGGGUAGCAAUUUUACAGCAAAUCUUUGACACAGCAUAUGUGUUCGCUGUCCCACCAGCAUCUUCGCAUUUCACACAGGGAGAUGGAAGGGGCCCACUGAGGCUGAGGGAAUAGGCAACAUUCCCUUGGGCAAUGGAGACCAAGCCGUGUCCAGGCUUCCCGUUUUAGUGAUGUGUUUGCAGGAGGGCUCUGACAAGGGCAAAGCAAGCGCACCCAGUCAAAUAGGACCCUUGGGCUUACUAAAUUGAAUACACAGCCUAAAGGCAAUGCUUGACAUCUUCUUUAGUCUAGGAAAAUAGGUUUAGGAGGUGUUAAGUGGGAAGGUUCUCUCUUUGGUUCCUGUCAGCUGGGUUUGUCACAGAGUGAAAACACCCCUUUGUGAAUUCAAGCAAAGUGCAGCGACAGCAUCGGCCUUCCCGUCAAACUGGUGAAUUUUCAGUAGACGCAAAAUUCUGAAAAAGGCAGAUAGUUGGAGCUCUGACUUUUUUUUUGUCAAAUAACUCUUGUGGGUUUACUUUAUACUUCUUGGUGUUUUUAUUUCUGCUCCUUAGGAAUCAAUGACACUUUCACUGUGACCUUUAUCUGCAAUCAAUCCUCCUACCCCGGACAACUCAGAUUUGUGCAUGAAGAGAUUAACUCUGCACGUAGAAUUUAUAAUACUUUCUUUGAGUUUCACACGGCCUUAGCCUGCCCACCUUCUCCAGUUGAUUGUCAAGUUACUGGUAAGUACAUGAAUGUAGGGAAAUUCAUUGGAAAGGUCCCUCGAAUCUGCUUCAGUGGUAGAGAUGUCCUGCAGGUGGCAUGCUUCCUUCCCUCUUCUCUCCAGCAAGUGCUCUGACUUGUUUCCAACAUGCUCAUAGUUUCCUUUCCCCUUAGGAUGCACUUUGGGUGGGUGGGAGACUGUUAAAGAACACAGAGCGUAGAGAAAUCUGUAUUCCCCCUGCCACAUACUACUCCCCCACAAAAGCUGAUUUUACCUUUCCCUGGCUUAAAACUGGGCUGCUUUGAAAAGCAUUUGCCUUAGAACACCUGAAGUGUUUGACUACCAUUAACUCGCUGAAAGUUAAGGCAUUCCACUCUAAAUGAAAUCCGUUGGCUGUUCCAGCCAAAGGUUUUGUUUUUGUGCUUAAUAGCAUAGUGAUUGUGACAUUGAGUUGUCUCAAUGGUUGCUUUGCCCUAGCACAGCAAACAUAAAGAGGCAACCUCUAUAAAAAAAUGCAGUGAAACUAUUUUUCUGAUACAAAAUGGAGUACCUGACGGGUGUUGAUAGGAACCUUCUUCAGGGGCACUUGCCCAAAAGGGGGUUUCCGCCCUACUAAACCAGCAUCUCUCUUUAAAGAGUUGGGGGGGGGAUCUCUUCUCAGUAAGUGCCCUUGAAGAAUGUUUAUGGCAACACAUGUUGAGCAUUCAAGUUUUCAGUAUGUUUUGGAGAUGUUGAGUAUUCUGUUUCUCCUCUCCUUUUUUAUCUGCCUUGUGUAAGCUGCCUUCUACCCUCCAUUUUGGAUUUUAUGCUGGCAGAAGCUCUUCCACUCCCACAAGUCAAGGCAUUCGGUUCUGGUCAGUCCCCUUCUCUGUGCCUCAUUGUGAUUUUAGCUGUUGAGCCUGUCUUUGCUUUUUACUUCUUGGUUUUUACAUGAUCACACAGCAUUUUGCUAUCUUGGCUGCCUGGCUUGGAUUACUGUAAUCCUUUAAACUGGAGUCAACUGAAUAUUGUAGACUUAGCUUAAUUAAGCAUUUUGUGGUUUCUGGCAUUACUAUUUUUCAGAUUCAGCUGGUAAUGAGUAUGACCUGAGUGACUUAAGCAGAGCAAGUGAGCCUUGGAUUGCCCUGGAUACAUCAAAAGAUGCAAAAGGAAGAACUUUCUUUCUAAGUGUUUGCAAGCGCCUUCCCCCCAUACCAGGGUGCCCUGGUAAGCAUUAGACUUGGUUUAUGGGAACUGAGGGGCUGUCAGUGCAACAGGCUAUAUCCCACCACCUCAAUUCCCCUUCUUCUUCUCUGACUUCCUCACUCCUGGCAGUCUCUGUCUGCUUCAGCUCUUUGGAUAGUUUUUCCUGAUACUGCGCAGCAGAGCUGUCAUAGCCCCUCUGGGUAGCUUCGGUGAUACACUUGAAUGCUUAGAGAAGCUUGACAUUCAAAUUAUUCAGACAUCCACGAGCCAACUCUAAUAAAGGCAGUCCUUGCACUUUAACUUGCCACUGAGAGAGGGUUGGUGAAAUCCAGGUGAACAGUUUCUGAGCCUUUUGAUAGAUGGGGAGAUAGUCACUGCUACGUGUAGGGUGCUGUGGCAUGUUAUGGGGAAGCACGCUGGUGUGCAGGAUGCAUGCAAUUUAUCUUAUUUUCCUGCUCGUGUUGGAUUUAACUUUGAAUUUAUAUUUUGCUAGGGAAGAACAGUUGGAAAUGACCUUUAGUUUCAGGAAUCUUAUGUGAAAAUGCCAAGCUGGUGAGCUUUAUGGCCAGGCACCCUUAAGCUGUUAACAAAAAGGCAGAGAUAGAGCUUUUACGGCAACUUAUUUUUACUGAAAAGAAAUUGAUUACAAAGUAAUGGUUUUUAAUAACUUUGAGGGAAAAUAUUCCCAUUUCAGUAGCUCAUUGACUUACACCGGGUUAUAUCCAGAGUUGACCUUCUUUGAGUAGUACCUGCUUCCAUUCACAGAAGGGACUUUGAUCCAGUAGAGACUCCCACUACAGUGAUUGUGCCUGAAGUACAGGGUUCCUGAACUCUUUGAAACUGUUUUUCAGGGGCUUUAGGGGGAAAGAAUCAGUUGCAGAGUCCCUUCUACUGAUCUUCAUGGGAGCAUCCCAUGGGGGGAGCUCCACUCACAGGAUCCCCAAGUGCAAUUGGUGGUCAGCCCAGGCACUGCUGGCUUCAAUACUCUUAAAAUGAAAACUGCUAUGAAUUACUUCUGCCCUUCUUUUAAAAGAGAUCAAUGCAAGUUUUUAGUGGAGUUUAAAAGCACAUGUUUAAAUGUUCCUUUUUGCUGCAGGUGGUAUAAUUGGAUCUUGUGUGAAAUACGCGGACAAAGGUCAGAGUCUUGGCAUGAUUCACAUGCGUCCUCAGGCUGCCGCUGAUGGGUCCCUUAGUAUCGUGUACUCAAGUGGGGACACGUGCAAAGGUAACAGGCAGUACUCAACGCGGAUCAUCUUCCAGUGUGAUCAAAGUAUGGUAAGUUUUUUGGGUCUGUCUAUUGAUGCCGAAUAGUCUGGAUGUAAAAAAAACUUGACUUCCUUUAGCAACCUUGCAAGCUUAUUGAAGGGCUUGCCUGCAUAGCUGCAGUUCCCCCUUCCCAUUGUGCCUGUGCAGCUCUGGAGCUGUGUUUACAUGCACUGCCAGGGUCCUUCCCCCACUUCCAGCCUGAAAGGACCAGUAGCUCUUCAAGUGAGUGAGUGAGUGAGUGAGUACCACAUGCAGAGCUGCCACAUAGCUGCAUCCUUUGCUGCCCAGAUGGUCAUUUUGAAGUGAUUGCUGCUCAUCCUGACAAACAAGGUGUGGCAUAGGGACCCUUGUAACUUGCCACUAACAUUUGAUCAUACAGUGGUACCUCGGGUUAAGAACUUAAUUCUUUCUGGAGGUCUGUUCUAAACCUGAAACUGUUCUUAACCUGAAGCACCACUUUAGCUAAUGGGGCCUCCCGCUGCCGCCACGCCACCGGAGCACGAUUUCUGUUCUCAUCCUGAAGCAAAGUUCUUAACCUGAAGCACUAUUUCUGGGUUAGCAGAGUCUGUAAGCUGAAGCGUAUGUAACCUGAGGUACCACUGUGUUCUCUUCUUUCUUUUCCCCCAUCUGGAGAGAAUUCAAAUGCUUAGAACUAGCAACAUUAUUUUGUUAUGCGAUAGGAAGCAGCUGAGCUCUCCAGAGUAGCUAAUCAAGCUUGCUUCUAUUUGCAAAGCAUAUAGCAGCUUAUUUACAUAGUGGACUUCAAGGACCCUCAUAAUAUUGACAUGGAAUGUACAUUUACUUGAGAAGCACACCUCAGUAUUGCGAAUGAGUUGCAGUAUUCAUUCUUGUGCUCCAGUUUCCUGAGCAAGCAACAACUCUCUCAUUUUUUGUGACGUUCUGAACUUUCAAAUCGUUAUGGUGAAUUAACAUAGUCCCAGGUAGACCCCUCUGAAAGCUGUAAGUAUGUGGGACACAUGUACAUGUGGUGGCAUCAUCUGGCUCCUCAUAUUCCAGCUAAGGCAAUUUCUCCUUAAAACAUUUCUGUGUAAUCCGCUUUGUGUGGUACAACUGAAAAGAUUGCAUCAAUAUUGCAGUGCCUUGUGCCAAGUUCAAAAGUCUGCUGUUUCCACAUGGAAGCAAGUACUUUCAUUUCGUGCCAGCCACCUUGGUAUUUUUUCUUAAAAUGAAAGGUGGCAUAUAAAUUCUUGUAACAAUUAACAACAGCAACAACAACAGCAACAACAACAACAACAGGUUACAACUUUCUACAUGGAAAUCCCUCUGUGUAGGCAAACAAUAUGUGAUGCUUGAAGUGUGGGCCAUGUUGAGUUCUUGCCUAAAGUUGUGCCAGCAGCUUGAAAAAGACCCUUCAGUGGCACUUCAGGCUUAAUUAUGCAAUAUACUUUUGUCCAGGCUGAUUUUCUGCAUAACAGGUAUAUAAAAUAACCCUGAACAGAUCAGUGAAUAGCAAGUAUCUAAGAUUCACAUGUUUUCUCACCACAAGGAAUUUGGAUCAGUUUGAGUCCUGGUUACAUAACUUAAUGGUGGGUGAAUUUUAUAUACUGAAUUUAUAUAAGGAGAUAAACAGAACUUCAUGUCUAAAGCUGACAACAAACUCCUUUUUACUUAGGGAUCACCAGUGUUUCAACAUGAAGACGACUGUGAGUUUGUGUUUCUUUGGAGAACAGUAGCAGCUUGUCCUGUGCACAGGGUUGAGGGUAAGUAUUUGUAGUUAAAUAAAAUUAUUUAACUAAUGUGUCUAAAACUCUUGGCAAAAAAGUAGUACAUAAUUGGAAUGCAAGAAGAAAUAAGACAAUUCAGAUGGCCUUAAAUUAUCUAUCUACUGAGAUUCCAGAUACAUGGCACAGCUGAUCUUAACUUGCAAAGCAUUUUGAGUAGAAAAUAAGAAAAUCAUAUGUAGCUUUUGUUAUGGAAUGAUUCUGCAAAAGUUUGCAAAUGGACUCCUUUCUCUUACAAAAAAACUUUCUGAAAAUAACUGCAACGUUCUGAAAUGAACAGACACACAAAUUCAUAUGCAGAAAAUGUUAUCUCUGGUCCACCUUUGGACCAAGGCGUUGACCUGGGAAUAAGGCUUUGUGUGCAUGUGAGUAACAUUCCCCUGGGUUUGGUGUUCUUUUAAGGUGAGAACUGUCAAGUAAAAGAUCCAAGGUAUGGUCAUAUGUAUGAUCUGACACCGCUUCGUGGGAAGGAUGUGAAAGUGAGCACUGAGGAAUAUGACUACUACUUCAGAGUCUGUGAUGGAUUAACAGCGGGGAAGUGCACAGAACCAGGAACAACUGCAGAUGUUGUGUCGGCAUGUCAAAUUAAGAAACGAGACCCCAGCUUUAAAAAAAUAGCAGGUAAGAUGUCAUUCUGGGAUGUAGCGGCUUGGAUUUACCAGGGGAAGUUUGCCUGGCUUCAGAGGGGAGGAUGCAUGAAGCAUCAAGGUAUACUUCCAGAGCAAAUGUCCACCUUAAAUAGUUUUAUUUUAAAAUCCACACAUUUGUCUAGUAUUUCUAUCUAGUGGAAGGAAUACCUCUUGACGCUCCUGAGAUUUCCAGCUAAGUCAUCAUGUAGCUGUGAUGGCUGUUGUAGGCUAUUCCCACAGCUAACAUUCACCUGUCUUCCGUGGUUAGUAUUAGCAUUUAACCUUGAAGUACACAGUUGAGAACUAGUAAAAUAACCUAGAACCCAGUUGAGUUUGGAGAUGGCACCUCCCUCCACAUACUUCCACCACAAUUUCUGAUCAGAUGCACCACUGUGGGGUUAUGUGCUCAGAUUCUGUGUAUGAACACAUGCACACUCAGGCGCUAGACAUGCACGUGUAUGCAUACUGUAACUAAACACACAGAGUGGGGUGUAAAUAAAGUACAUGUGUACGUACGCCUUUAUUUUUAUAUGAAUACAUUUUAUUAUAUAAUGUGUUUUGACUUCUAUUUAUGUUCUUGUUGGGCAGGCUGAAAACAAGUUAGGUAUUGUGUAUACGCAGAGUGUUGAGUCAUGUUGCCUGUAGAGCCCUUCUGGAGAUGUCAUUGCAUUUCUGUAGUGUAUUGAGUGGAAACUGGGUUGGAUAGUGGGAACACUGGGAAGAAGAGAUGGGAAAGGGCCAAGAUCAUGUCCUAGGUCAUGCUCAGGUCAGCAUACCCCCCACCCCCCCAAUUUCAACAAAUCUGCAAUCUUAACAUCAGUGGGGGUGGAAUUGCUAUUAAAAAAACAACUAGAUACUGAAAUGGGAUGAGUCUAAGCUUUUCUUUUUAGAGCUGUCAUUCCCUAGUGUGCUUUGCAAGCUGACUGUUGACAAAAUAAGGCAGCAUUGGGGGACCCACUGGGCUGAAUUAACUUUAGUCUAUAUGGCUAAUGUUUACAGUACAAAACUCCUAUGCCUUCAGUUAGUAUACUCUUUAUAAUUCACUGUUCAGGUUUGAAAACUACAAAGCUGACAUACGAAAAUGGAUUAAUCAAAAUUAACUACACCAAUGGGGAGACAUGCCACAAGAUAUAUCAGCGGUCAACAGCCAUAUUGUUCUAUUGUGAUCCUGAAAGUAAUUCGCAGGUAAGCAGACAUGGGUGUUAAUCUCAAAUGUGAUUGUCAAAACCCCUUAUGUUACUCUUCCUGCAAAGCCAUAAGCUCUAAGCACACAUAGCUGUAACCUCAUAGAACCUGGGUGGGCAGACAUCAGACUUGCAGGAUCUGCAUGGGCUAUUUUUUUUUUAUAUAAUUAACUGGAAUCUAGAGAUCCACCUUCCAGAGCCUGGUGAAAAAGAAUAGUCUGAAUAAAAAUAGUCUGAACCUAGGAAUUUUACUUUGCAUGCCAGACUGGAGUGGAGACACAAUACUUCUAUGCACAAAAAACCCCCACUCUUUAUCUCCUCCCUGCCCCGGCCCUGGCAAGCUUUCUUCAUUUCAGCUGUAUAAUUUACAGGAGGAAAAGGAGUCAUUUUUGUGCUGGUAUUUUUAAACAACUGGGAAUCAGGAACUUACUGAUCUACUGCGAAUCAUUGAGACAUCUCCCAGAUUUACGUUCUGCCCCUGCUGGCUAUAUGUGCAGUUGGAGAUCAGGGUUGCACAGGCGUGCCCAGCCCCUGAGCCCACCUGAUGGGCCCUACAUGAACACUACAUCCACCAUGUAGCUUUGUGCAUAGAGCUUGAUACCUGCAGGUUCAUUCCAUAAUUGCCAUUGCCCUUCCCUCUCCACUGACUUUAUGUGGCACCAAUCAUAAUUGCACAGAUAGGCCCUCAUUCUGCUCUCAUUCAGCUUAUUUAUAUGCAGCAUGUGAACCAGGUAAGUAGGGUGGGCCAAAAGUACUGAAAAACCAAAUAUCGUUAGGACAGCUAAAUAUGUUAGUAACAAAAUUAGUUUGUUUUUAAAAAAGAAAAGGUAAAACAGCUGAGCAAAUAAAUAAAGUGUGAAAGCAGCACAUGCCAAGGCGAUGAGCUUGACUCCAUUAUUUAUGUUAGCCAAAAUACUUCAAAUUCACCCUUCUGAUUAAAAUCCAUUUGGUCUUGUUUUAAAUUUUUGUAUGAAUAGGACCACAGUGCAUUUCCCCAGUAUAAGAUGUAGAUGGUGCACUGGAGCAGAAGCUCCUUUUUGCAGAUGGUUACUGUUUUGCAUAAUCCGUAGUCCAGACCUCGGAUGGAGUAGGGUUGUCUGCUUUCAGCCCUACUGGUAUUGUCGGCUUCUGUAUGUAACGGGUUGUGGGGGGGUUUACCUUUCUUUUCUCAGCCAGUGUUUCUGAAGGAAAUGGAGGAUUGCACCUAUUUGUUUGAGUGGCACACUCCUCUUGCCUGCCCACCUUCCAGGUCUAUCGAGUGCUCCUAUAAGUAAGUUGACUUCACCUGGCUGUCAAAACAAUAAAUUUAUUUCCUCCCCAUCCCUUCUUUAGGGCUUCCUGUCCCGUCUGUGUUAAAUGGCGAUGCCUAGGCCAUUAAAGCAGCUAUUCAGUGUGAUUUAUUUGGAGGGUAGGGGAGAACUCUUGUUCCCUAGCCAUCAGCAGAAACAACUAAGAAGUGGGUGGUGGUGAGAUGGUGGAUGUCGAAAGACCAUCUUGUUGUACAGAUUCUCAGAUACGGAACCCCUAGAUACUUGAGAAGCUUUUGUGCGGCUAGAGUAGUUAACAGAAGAAUGGCAGUCGUUCUGCUAGAUAAGCUAUGUGGCAGGACAGGAAAGUUUGCUUGGAUUUUGAUGGCACUUUUUGGCACUCCUUACACUGUUGAUGUGCUUCUCCGCAGGAUGUCUUCUGUUAACUUUUUUUGCUGUAAAACGUCCUUUGUUCUGUUGCAGAGACAGUACCGGCAACUCGUAUGAUCUCUCCUCUCUGACACGGCAUAAGGAGAACUGGGAAGCCAUUUCAAUGACUAACUCUACUCAAAAAUACUACAUCAACGUCUGUAAAUCUUUGGUGCCACAUCGAGGAGCGGGUAAGAACUGGAGAGACAGCGCAGGCUGCGUGUGCAGGAGUGGGGCCAAGUAGAGGGAUUGAACUGCACAGGGGCAGGGAGGGAAAGAAGGGAGGCCACAGCAAUGUUGGGGACCACUUCACCAUAGCAAGGCAUUUACGCAAACCCAUGUGCUGUUAGAAGUGCGUGGCCUUGACUGCCUGCUGGGUAAAUGUUAGAAGGCAGAAAGCCACACCCACUGACAAUCAAGUUCUUCCCAUUGCUGCUACCCAAAUAUGUGUGUGUGUGUGUGUGUGUGUGGCAGUAGUGUUGGAUCCUGUAGCAGUGUGACUGGAGCCCCAAAAUCCCUUAGGGAGAGGGGGAAGACCUAUCUCCACUUACCUCACAGCUAAGCAUCCUGUCUGUUGCCUCAACACCAGGUGAAAAGCAUAGCAAAAUUUGAUGUUGCUUGCAAGAUAAGCUGUAUAUUGGGAACUGGAGUGUUAUGAAGAAGGCAGUCCACUGUGCACCCGCUCCGUCUUGUUUCUCAUAUUGGGCUUCUCCAUGUAGAGAGGGCAGGUGAAUGCUGUCUUCACUCUUUUAUGGUUGCAGCUGUCUUAUGAAACCUGCUGUGUCCUAUUUAAGGCUAAGUGAAAGCUGUAAACACCCUGUAAUCUGAUUCUUCUCCUAGCAUUCUCUGUUUGUGCAACAGUGUACCAGUUCUGCCUCAUUGUCUUAAAAAUUACCCUGGAGCAAGGGAGGAAUGACCUACAUAGCUUCCUUGAAACUGAGAACAUUGGUGUCCAAAGAGUUGGAUGUGGGAAAAGAGAUUAAAAAGCACUAUUGUAACCCACUGUGAAUCUGAACAUAGGUUUUUUACAUGGUAAAAGAGUAGUAAAUGGAACAGCUCCUACCUGUGAUUGUGAACACACUGUCCUUGAUUCCUAUUGCUCUUUGCAAUGUUUUUUCCUAACCCCGGUAUUUAUGUUUGUAUAGUCGUGGAAUGUGUUCUAUCUUGGGAAUAACAGCAAACUAAGACAUACUUGGGAAUACAGUGGUGCCUCGCAAGACGAAAUUAAUUCGUUCCGCAAGUUUUGUCGUCUUGCGAUUUUUUUCGUCUUGCGAAGCAUGGUGUCGGGAAAGUUUUGGAAAAGCUUCAAAAAUCACCAAAGUCUUUAAAAACCUCAAAAAAGGCUACCACAUCGCGUUCUAUGAGUUGCUCCUCGAAGUCAAGUCGCAACUGUAUUAACGGUGUUAAGAAAAAGGAAACAAACUUGCAAGACGUUUCUGUCUUGCGAAGCAAGCCCAUAGGGAAAAUCGUCUUGCGAAGCAACUCAAAAAACAAAAAACCCUUUCAUCUAGCGAGUUUUUUGUCUUGCGAGGCAUUCGUCUUGCGAGGUACCACUGUAGAUCCAUUUAUUUCAAUAGGUCUGCUCUGAAUAUGACUCGUGUUGCGUUAGGUUCAUGUUUCGUCCUUUUGGCUUGGAACACGACAAACACGGAAGUGUAUACUUCUGGGUUCGCCAUGCAUGCAUGCACAGAAGCAUUCUGCGCACUUCGCACAUGCGCAGAAGCGGCACUCUACUUGCGGACUUUUCAGGGUGCGAACGGCACCCCGGAACGGAUCAAGUCCGUAACUAGAGGUACCACUGUAACGUUGUAUACCUCCCUGUUUAAUUGAAGGUUAAUAUGAUAAGGUAUUUUUCCCUGGCACACCCCAAACAUCUUACUAUUAAGAUGGCAGGUAAUAACCUAAAUACUCUAAAUUUUAUUACUAGACUUGCUGAUUCUGAGUAUAUAUAGAAAUGACACAUAGAGCUAAUUAUAUGUGUUGUUUCUUUGCCCAGGAACUAUGCCAUCUCAAUUUUAUGUGGGGAGGUAUUUGUCUAAAGUUGACCCAGUGUGCCAAAUCCUUGCUGGCACAUCAGGAAGUUUGUUGUUGUUGUUGUUAACUAAAUUUCUAUAAUGCCCUUCAUCCGAGGAUCACAGGGUGGUUUACAAUAUAAAAACACAAAAAUACAUAACAUAGUAACACCCCCCCACCCCCUUUUAAAGGCCAUAGAUAGUUUAAUUAGCCAAAAGCCUGGGAGAAGAGGAACGUUUUUGCCUGGUGCCCAAAGAUAUGUAAUGAGGGUGCCAGAUGAACUUUCCUGGGGAGAGCUUUCCACAAACGGGGAGCCAUCGCAGAAAAGGCUUGUUAUCAUGUUGUUACCCUCCAGACCUCUCAUGGAGGAGGCACACAAAGAAGAGCCUCAAAUGGUGAUCUCAGGGUGGUUCAUUUUGGGAGAAGUGGUCCUUGAGUUAUUGUGGUCCUGAAAAAUAAUGUCGAAAUAAUUUCUGAAAAAUAAUAUAGACUUUGCCCAUUCAGAAGCCCCAACUUUCCCCUGAAUUAAGUUGAAGUGGUGUAGCCACCUCAGAAGCGUGUGCUUGAAUCGACUCUAAAAGUUUUUUGGUAGCGUUUCUUGAAUAUGUUAUUUGUGCCAAAACACCACCACCACCAAGAGAAUGUGGGGUAGGCUAUCAGGCAAUGCUAAACCCUUUAUUUUCUCUUCCCCACCCUCUUUUCUGGUGCCAAACAUAGAUUUCUGUUCACCGGAUUCUGCAGCUUGCCUGAUGGAUGGGUCCAAGUAUAUAAACUUGGGUGAGGUGUCUGAGGGAAUCCAAUGGCAAAAUGGCAUUUUUGUUAUUAAAUACAUCAAUGGUGAGAAGUGUCCAGACCAGAUCAGGAAGAAGUCUACAAUAAUCCGCUUCAAGUGUGACGGAAAUGCAGUUGUAAGUAUGCCUAAGUAGAUCGGGUUUUUUAUGUCUCCCCCCCCCCCAUAUGAAGAGCCAUUGCAUAGGUUCCUGGGGGUAAUAAUGGACCAUGGGAUUGGAUUGGAAUCUUAGAUAGCAUGCAGAUGACAAAUUUACCCCCAAAUCUGCAGCUGCGGGUAAUCAAACACUUGGCAGGACGAGGCAGUAAUUGUGCUGCCCUGCGGAACUCGUCGCAGAGUAGUUCCCUGGAAAGGAAACAAACAGUGUGUGGUCCAGAUUAAUCUUGGGUGGUGAUGAGGGUUCUAUAACAGAAGCUUAAACUGAUGGAUGUCCAAGGGGAUUUAUACUUUUGGGUCUUUGGGCCACAAUAACUUUGCUAAGACCUUCUGAAGGGAAGGUAGGCUGCUACCAGGGGUCAACAUUCCAGCUGCCUCCCCCCAAAAGGGUAAAGUGUGCUGCAAGAAAUAUUGUCAGUACCCCAGCGCAGAAGUUUUGCAGAUGUUGACUUUUUGAUAUCCGUUUUUGUCCAGGAUUCCAAGCCUGAACUUAUAACAGCCAUUGAGGAUUGUGAAUAUACUUUUCUAUGGUUCACGGCUGCUGCGUGUCCUCUGAAAACCAACGUGCACAACAAUUGCACAGUAUCCAACCCUCUUACAGGUAUGCCUUUGACACACACGUGGGCCUGGUCGGGGUAGCUGUAACCGGAAUCAACCUCUAAUCGUUCUUCCAUGGGAGAGAGCAAUAGUGGACUUAGGACUCUCAAAUAACCAUCUUGGGAGAUCCCAGGCUAAUCUGAAGGGAGCAGCCUCAUACACCCUAGUGAUAGGUACUCGUUCUUGCUCAUGUCCAUUGGUGGAACAUAGAAAGCUGCCUUAUACUGAGGCAGGCAGGCUGCCCAUCCAGCUCAGUAUUGUCAACACUGGCUGGCAGCAGCUCUCUAGGGUUUCAGAUGGACUUUUCCCAGCCCCACCUGAAUAUGCUAAGGAUUAUGCCUGGGAUUGAGCCAUGUAAAGCAAGAGCCCUUCCCUAACUCCUGAAUCUUGCAGGUAUAUGUCAUUCCUGUUUUAUCACAGGGAAUGCACCCAUAAAAUGCAAGUGGAAGGUUGCAUUGGGGCUACAGUGCAAUUGUACAGGGUACAGCUAUUGGUUCUGUGGAAGAAAAAACAAGAUGCCCAAAUAUCCACCAAUAGGACAGAAGGUUAUAUGAAACAGAACACACAAAUACUUUUGUGAGGGCAAACAACAUAAGCUACCAAUAAUGUCACAUUUAUUUGUGGAUCGUCUGUAAUCGAGGGAGAGUGGUUGCUACCUCAUUUUAUGGGCCGCUUCACACGCAACACUGGGUAAACCUCCCUUUAGUGUGUAUGCAUGCACACAGCAAGGUGCUGCAACCAAUCACAUAUCUCUGGUGCAUGUACCUGUAUGGGUCAUGUGCCUGUUCGUAUUCCUAAGUGUAUGUCUAAGUACACAAGAGUGCUGCUUUAUCAAAGGCCCAUAUGGUGCAGCAUCCUGGUUGACAGUGCCCAGCUAGGGGCCCACAAGGAUACCCAGUAGCAGCAUUCACCCAAUUCGUGUUUCCCCACAACUGGUAUUCUAAUCCUAGAGGUAAUACAUAGUCAGAAGAACAAUUUCCUCCAUGAACUUCUCUAAUCCCCUUUGAAAGCAAUCUGAGUUGAUGGUCAUCUUGUGAUUUAAAGCAUCACCAAGGUCUACUCCUUGGGUAAAGAAAAAUCUCAGUUGCUCUCUGCAGGGAAGCUAAAAAGCUAAAUUAUCCUCUCCCCCCUCCCUUUUCUUGCAGGCCAUCUCUUUGACCUUAAUUCUUUAAAGAGGCAGGAUGGUUAUACUGUCACUGAUUACAGGAACCAGAGAAUAUUGCGACUGAGUGUGUGUGAUGAAGCCAGAGGUCCAUGUGGCAGUGGAGUUGGUAAGCCUGGACAUAUCAGCAAUGUGUUCAGUGGAGCUCAUGGAAGUUCUGUGGAGUUCUCAUGAAACUGUCCCUGUACUUAUAACCAGGCUAAAUCCAACCAGCAAUUCUACUACUUUAAUUGGAAAUAGCUUUUACCCUGUACUGCUCUCCUUCCUGCCUACCCUGUGUACCAGUGCCACCUCUAAUGUGACUGGCCGUCCAUGCAUAUGGGUAUAAGAUUCUUGAUCAGAUUGCACACUUCAUCUGGCAUGUCAACUGGGAUUUGGGCCUAUACAGACUGGGAUUUUGCGGGCACACUUGAAUGGCUGUUGCCAUUGUUGGUAGGAUGGAAAUGCUGGGUGCAUAGAGGAGGAAGUGCAGGAUCAUGCCCUGCAGCAUGUGGGAAGUGGCCCAGUGAAUCAUCUAAUCUCACCUAAUUAAAAAUGCUAACAUUGAAUUCUAUUAUUUUCUUGCACAAACUAGAUGUAGGUCACAGUUCUUCCCAUUUUAUAAAUUGGGAACUGAGCUUGAGCGCAAGUGACUGUGUUAAGGCUGCCCAGUGAGUCAACGAACAAUUUUAACCCAGUGUUCUAAGAACGAGUGCUUUUCACACCCUCCUUGUUCUGAGCGAAGUCCUCAAAGUUCUCAACUACUUGGUGUAACUAAUGUAAUCCCUCUCAGUUCUGUUGAAAUAUAACAGCCCAAGGAGUGGAUUGCGCAGCUGCUUAACUCAAGCUUCCUUCCGUCAUAACCCACCCAUUGCACUUCUAAACUUGUUAAUAGGUGUCUGUGUCACUGGUGGCCAUCAGCAACCAGUCAGUGCUGGAAGACUGACCAAAGCAUUAACUUAUGAAGAUGGAGUUUUGAAACUUAGCUACAGCGGAGGAGAGUCGUGCCCUGCAAAUCCUAAACUGAAGUAUACAAGCUAUUUCAGCUUUGUGUGCAGGCCUGAUGCUGGGCCAGGUAGCCAGCCCUUCCUUGUCUCCUUCGAUGAGGCGGCAUGUGCCUAUUAUUUCUCUUGGCAUACGGCUUUAGCUUGUGAAGAAGAGAGUCCGGUAAGUGAAUUGGCAAUUUCAUCAAGCUCCUGUUACCUAAAAUGUCAAAGUAACAACCAUACCUGCAAGCAAUAUUUUUAAGUUUGAAAAGGCACAGGUUUAAAUGCUCCAGUUUCAGAUGUUGGUUUUGUGUGUUUUUGAGGAGGCAAUACAAAAUUCUCAGAUCCAUAAAAUUUGUGGUAUCUUGUUCUUUUUUGUUGAAGGGGGUAGCUGGUGGCUUUUUGGUUUUGUUUUGUUUAGGAAUAGAUGUGUUCUGUUUAGGUAACAGUAGAACAGAGGCAGUAUAAUUGUGUUGCCAGAUGAGAAGUUGAAAGUCCUGCCAAACAAUGCAGUUCUUGCCAAUAACUCUGGUACAGUGCAGGCAUAAUUCUACAUUUGAUUAAGGGAACAGUAGAUAUCCACAGGAUAUCUGGAACGGAAUUCAUAUUAAACUUAACCAAAUCAUUAAUGGUCAGUCACAACCCCCCUCCACCCCAGGCAUGGAGGGCAGAGCAAAUUUGCAUGCAAGGGAGUAGGAAAGAGGAGGUGAAGGAGUUCACAGUCCCACAGUGCAGUUCCUUGACACUGGGUAGUAUUAUGUCAAUUCCAGAGCUCAGUGUUGUGAGUAACAGUCAAGAGAAGAAGAAUCACAACGGUAGGUCAAUAGAGACCUCUUUUUCCAUUGAGAUUAAUAUAUCACUGUGUGUUGGACAACUUAGCAGUGCUCUCAAAGCAUCAGCAACUGCUGUGAAGCAGAAAUGUCAAGAAGGGAGAGGCUAAUCAAGGCCUUUAGCUGUUAUUGCCUUGACCAAUAAAUAAACUGCAAAGUUGAUCUUCUUGUGCCUAUGGCUCAGCCCAGGAACAUGUGUCAUUUCACUGGUAUUUGCUUUCAAUCAAGUAUAUCCAGGACCAAGACAGAAGUGACCUCUGCUGGAGAAGUACAAAGAGACUGAAGGGAGAUUCAGGGUGGGAUGGGAUCAGAUUGAACACAUGAUCAAAUGAACACAUUGGCUUGCAGUGCAGUGGGGGGGGGGAGCACUAAGAAAAGAACAGACCCCGAUAAAUUAGGUUUCAUUUUUGCUUGUUGCCAUUUGGGGAAUAGUAGCUGCAAGUGCUGAUUUGUGGAACUUCCUCCCACUGCAAACAGGUGGAAUGCUCAGUUACAAAUGGCAGCACAAUAAUUGACCUCUCUCCUUUGAUACAUCGGACGGGCUCCUAUGAGGCAUUUGAUGAGACGUUCGAUGAUUCCUCUGACCUUACUCCAGAUUUCUAUAUAAAUAUUUGCCGCCCGUUGAAUUCCAUCAAAGAUGUCAACUGCCCACCUGGAGCAGCUGUCUGCAUGGUUCCAGUUACUGGUCCUCCUAUAGUAAGUUAUCCCUAUGUACCAAACAAUCCUCUUUAGCAAAUGCAUUAGUGUUUUUGUAAUUUAUAACCAGUAUGUUGGUUUAUGGUUAAUUGAGGGUCGCCUCUCUUGGGACAAGUCACUGAUUCUGUGUGGUGACUAUUGUUAUAACUGCAUGUGGUCUGAACCACUGAGGAAAGAGGGAUCUCUUUGUACAUUCUUCCUUCUCCCACCCUCACAAUCCGGGGUGGGGGUGGGGGCACUGUCCAGAAGUGGCUCCUUACCAAAUCAUGGUCUGUAUCCAAAGUAGUGCAUAACUUUUUACUUGUACUCAAGGCUUUGGGGCUAUUUUUUGAGCGACAGAUCCACACAUCUCAUGGCAAACCUAUUUCAAGACAAAAUAUGUGUUCCAAAAUCAAUUUGUGAUGUGGUCUGUGGGAGAGUGUGGUGUCUGCUUUCAAAGGAAAAAAAUGCCAUUAACAUUAGGAAAACGGGCAGCAUUGAAUCGUAUUACAGCCCAAACAAUGUGAUCUUAUUUUGUAGAAAGUCUGAAAUAAGAUGUGGAAAUGUUUUUAUUUUGCCAGAUUGUUUUAUAAUGAUCAACUUUCUGUUGGAUGCUGUCCUAAGGCUGCAGUUGAAAUUCUGGCAGGGCCUAACAGAGUGGUGGGUCCACAGCCCUGCUUCAACCAGGGUAGAAGGUUGGUGGGGGCAAGCAAUUCUAGUGGGACCUCGGGAAGCUCAGUGCCUUCCUCUCCCACAGAGCCACCCUCUUGGGGCUUUGCAUGGCUGCUGCUAGUGGAGCGCCUUCUGGUGGCACUUCCUCCUGCUUGCCUGUUCAGUGAGCAGAAUGGGGAACUUUGUGCCUAAGGAGCAAUGCUGGCAUCACUCUGCAGGCUGUAGCCUGCAGAGACUGGCAGGGCCGGGUGCAGGGAUACCUGCUCAACUCAAAUCCCCCCCCCCAACCCAGCCUGACACAAAGGAGCUUUGGAUUCUAGGGCCAUGUGCAGAAGCCUCAGAGAGUUGUGCUAGUUCUGUUGCCUUUUUGCAGUACCAAAAUGCAGACUUCUUGGUCUUAACUGUCUUUCUAAAGGUGCUUAUGCUCCUUGCUUUUCCAUCUUUGACACUGGAGGAAGGCAACAGACCAAAGACAGUAAGAUGGGACAACCAUGAGUAAUACAUUAAAUUAGCCACCUGGCCUCUCAUAUAAAGAGGGACACAGCUGUUCUGUAUGUCAUGGGGGAUGAGGUGGUGGAAUUCUGGGCUGUUUCCCUUCAGGCUGCAGAUAGGGGAAGUGCGUUGUUGAAUGGCCCACUGUUAGCUGAAAGCUCCAUUUACUUAAUAAAUUGGUACAUCUGUAAGAAUGUUUAAAUUAACUUCUCUGUGUUACUAGUUUUUUCAGUGUGAGGCUGCCUUCAAAAAUCUAGUACCCUGCCUUUAGUCUACCAUCACUGUAAAACCCAAGAACACCUCCGCCUUGUUCCACAUUACUUGUGAAGCUGCUCUUGCAGUUUCCAGUGUUCAUUGCCAUUCCCCAUGUGAAAUGGAAUCCUCUCUAGGUUUUUUGUGCAUCUUGUCUUGGUGCUCGCUGGCACUACUGGAAAAUCAUGCCAGUGCUUUGUGUGAAAGUGUCACAACCAAGUUAAUUUGUUGUGUUUUCUCAUUUAGGAUAUUGGCCGUAUUACUUCGCCUCCCAAGCUCAACCCUGCAACACAUGAAGUUUACAUUGCUUUUAACAGUAGCACUCCUUGUCUGGAAGAUAAAAGUCUCAAGUAUUCUUCUCUCAUUGUGUUCCAUUGCAGCAGAGGGACAGAUCUGGUAAUGGUCAUCUUAUUUUGCGUACUGCCAAGCCUGAAUCAAGGGUGGUGGUGGGGAAGAGAAGAAUCUUUGGGAGGAAAGGACAAAAGUGAAUUGAGUGAAGGAUGAUUAAAUCUGUUCCAAAUGCUAAUUUGCAAAGUGCCACAAGAGCCUGUAGUGCAUCUGCUGCAGAGAUUUUCAAAGUGCAUUACACUCAUGUCCCACAGAAACUCAGUACUAAAAUCUUCCUUGACAUGAGGCGGGAAAUACUUAUUUUGCCUCUGACCAUCUUUGACCCUCAACUCACCCAAAUAAUACUUCUGAUGAACUCUCAACCAUAGAAGAUGUUAGUUAUUUCUAAACUCUAUAACUAGGUCACCAUUGCAGAUUUUGAAUGUAGACUUGAAUUCUGAAAACAGGAAGCUUAUAUAAGAUGUUGCUCUUCCAAAAUCCAGGUGUCCAAAGCUUUUUGUGGUCCAAUUUUUUGUUGAGCAAUGGGCAAUAGGAAGGGCAUGAAAGUUUAGGGUGGGGGUUAAGGAAUGGAGUAGCUGCUACUGGAGAAGAGCAGGGAGAUGUGCAAGGCAUUGCCAGUUUUCUUGGGGUGUGGAAGGUAUUGAGUAUUUGCUAGAUUUUCUUCACAAGAUCUUGAAUGGAAAGUUGGGAUCCUUAGAAUCUCUGUGUGUGUGUGUGUUGCUUAGCAGGUUCCAUGCGUGCAUAUGAAGUACAUACAGUCAGAAUACCUGACCUUUAAUGUCUUUUUUACAUCUCUGUGUACGUUUGAAAAUGUUGCAAGCCUUGGCAGAUGUGUGCUGUUAGCUUCAAAGGCUGUUCCUGCUUUUUUAAAAUGUCUUGAUGAUUCUAAUGUGAAUUUAAUGAGGGAUGCUGACAGCAAAUUACGCAGGCAGCAGGAACACUGUGUCCAUAAUGUUCUAUCAAGCCCCACAUCACAGAGGUAAAUUCUUCUGCUUAAUGGGUCUAAGUCUGAGCAUAAGUGCAUGGCAUGUUUCCACUUUAAAAUAGAUAGAAAAUCAAACAGUUUAAAAAGCGAUUCUCCGUAUAGAUAGCACAAACCUUGGGGGAGAAAGGGCAUUUGUAUUCUGCCUCAUUGGCACAAGAGUUUCUGCAGGAUGAGAUUUCUAGUGCUACUCAGUUACCCUGUGAACCUUAAUCACAUGGGGGAGAGUUGAUGUUAUCCACUCACUCCUGCAGAGUCCAUCACUGAUGUCUCCCAUAUCACCUCUGGCUUCUUGCACUACCAGAGUACAUGGGAAGCAUCUGUUUGGGUUACAUAAGAAUGGGCCUCGGAAGUCAGAGCCAUUGUCUAAAACACCAUAAGGGGGUAGUGGUGGAGAGGAAUAAUGGUGGCAGAUCAGCUUUUUAUUCGCUACCUACAACCUUACCCAGUACUUGUCCAGAUGAAGAAAUGAAUAUAUACCUUAUAACAGACUGAAUGCAAUGGGAUUAAUUUCACUGGCAGCGUUUGCACAUCAUAGUGGCUUACCGUGAACACACAGCUGUCUCAUCACAGGCUUAGUGUUGCACCCGAACCAUGGUUUGUUUUGAUCCGACGAAUCACAGUGCUAACCCAAAGUUUGCUCUUGAGUAUCAGAUUCCUAAAUAAGAAGGUUGCAGUAAGCCAAGCCUAAACAAUUUUUCUGUUUUCUCUUGUUUGUGUUUUGGUGACAGGGAAAGCCAAAAAUGAUAGGGCAGUCCACCUGCGAAUACAUAUUCGAAUGGAGCACUCCAGUUGUUUGCCCUGAUAAAGUGGACGUCUCGGGCUGCUCGGUGGCUGAUGAGCAGCUGCACUACACUUUCAACCUAUCCAGACUUUCUGCAAAGCCUUACCAGGUGAUGUGCUGCAAACUUUAGGUGCUGUGGCCAGUGAGGGAGCUGGAUGCUUUGAACUGGAACCUUGUUUCUAUCAUGGUGGGGGGGAAGGGGUUGGUUCAAGCUUUGUGCUAAGCGAUGGAUUGUAGCUCAGCGGCAGGGCAUGUGUUUUACAUGUGUCAGGUCCCAGGUUCAAUCCUCAGCAUCUCCAGCUCAGUUGGUAUGGCAUCAUAUGCCGGCUUUGGUUAUUCCCCUUCCCCAAAAGUAUCCAGUCAGGCUGCUGCAAACUCCACUGCAUUUGUCACUUGAUUUGCCCCCAUCUCCUUUGGGGAGGGGGUAUAACUUGCAUCUAUUUGGUUCUGAAGGCUUUUGAAAGUUCAAGCGAUGGUGUUUUGUGGGGUGUUUCCCUAGGUGAUCUCACAGUGUGGACUAAUAAUACAAUUCUUCCAGAAUGGAAACUCUGGUUGGAAUAUUCAGGGGUUUUUUUCAGGGGAAGACCCAAAGCUUUUUGUAAACAAUGGUUACAUGGAACAAUAGGGUUGUGUGGGGGAGACUGACAAGUUAGUAUUUGAGUGGUUCCAGUAGUAUUUAUUUUUGAAGCAUGCCUCUGUUGGUGGGGGACCCAUGUGGGAGAGGGCUGUUGCGUCCAUGUCCUGCUUUUUGGGUUCCCAAAGCCCUCUGGUUCACCAGCAUGAGUUCGGGCUGCUUGGCUAGGUGGACCUGUUGUUCUGAUUCUGCAGGGCUCUUAUGCUCUUGAAGUUUUACUGCUUGUUGAAAUUGAGACCACCAUCUGUUUGCAAGCAGCAGCCAAAGUAAAUAUUUCCCAUGGCAGCCUUCACGGUGCUCCUUCUUGUUUUCUCUCUUAAGCAACUAGACAAACCAAGAUGACAGUAACACUGUGCUCUGUUUCUGCUCCCAGUCUUCUGGACGUCAGCAUAUUGGAGACAUGUUUAACAUUUUCAUUUACUCUUACUUGCACUUUAACAAUGGUGUUUGCCCAUACAGAUCUCUGCUGGGUCCAAGAAUUACCACCUAGGGGUGUGUUCUGGUGCUGCUGGUGUGCCCCAAGGAAAGUGCAAAGAUGCAGCAGUGUGCCUGGUCUCAGGCAACAGUGCCGUCUCGUUUGGCAACAGAAAUGAAAGGAAAAUGGACUACCGGCAUCAAGAUGAAGCUGUCAUUUUGCAGUAUACGGGUGGUGAUGAGUGCCCUCCAGGUAAGGCCUUCUAAAGCUAGCAGGAGUCUUUACUUUUGAGAAGGCUUUUAAGCCCACACCCAUGUGGUAGUUAGGCUUGACCAGCUUCUAAGCCAAAGAGUAGCUCAAAGCAACAUUAUUUCCGUAGCUCAUUCAUCCUCGCCGCAGCCCUCUGCAAGAAGGAGGUUCUCAUUUUUGAGUGAGAGGUAACUUAGCCGAGGCUAAGCAGACUAUAGUAGCCCUGGGUACUUUCCCAUGGGAAAUUUUGAAAUGGAGCUUCUGCAAAGCGCAAAGUUGUGACCCUCCUAGGACAGCUUCCUGUUUCUUGUCUGAUUUGUAUCAAUGCCAAGACAAGGAAGGUGGGCAAAACCCACCAGAUCUGCAUAUCUUUCUAAGGCUGAAACUCUAUUUGUGCCUGCUUGUUGUAGACUUGAACCUCCUAUUUCUGGCAAAUUCAAAAUCGUGUAUAAUAAUAAUAAUAAUAAUAAUAAUAAUAAUUUAUUAUUUAUACCCCGCCCAUCCGGCUAUGUUUCCCCAGCCACUCUGGGCGGCUCCCAACAGAAUAUUAAAAAUGCGAUAAAACAUCAAACAUUAAAAGCUUCCCUAAACAGGGCUGCCUUCAGAUGUCUUCUCAAAGUCAGAUAGUUGUUUAUUUCCUUGACAUCUAAUGAGAGGGCGUUCCACAGGGCGGCUGCCACUACCGAGAAGGCCCUCUGCCUGGUUCCCUGUAACUUGGCUUCUUGCAGUGAGGGAACCGCCAGAAGGCCCUUGGAGCUGGACCUCAGUGUCUGGGCUGAACAAUGAGUGGUGAUCGUUCCUUCCUCCAUAUGUGUGUAUUAAACACGCACAGUUUAUAUUGGGAAAAAUAAUAAUUGAAAGGAAUUAGCAUGACAGCUGUGAAAUAAUUGCAGUUUUGUCACAGUUAACAGCAGUCUCCCCCAUGAAGUUAUCAGUCACGAUUGCAUAACUAGUCAUUGUGGAUCAAUGGGUUACCUGGCAAAGUUAAUACCUGGGAGCAGAUCCAUUGAAAUGAAUGGACUUGUGUUCAUCUUGCCAUUCAGUGUCAGUGGGUCUACUCUGAGUAUAACUAAUAUGGGAUGCAAGCCAUUGCCUUCAAUUGCUAGUGGCUGUGGCUACCCAGUGUGCUUGUCUGCAGGAAUUGCCUGCUCAUGAAAGGUGCAGCCUGUGGCUCUCUCUGCGUGUGUUGAUAUUUCCUUUCACUUGCAGUGACUGAUCUGGACGAGCUUUGUGUCUUCCCUUUCCAAUACAAUGGUAAAACAUACGACACAUGUGUUCAGGAGGGACGAGAGCGGCCAUGGUGUGCCACUACAAAUAACUUUGAAAGAGACAAAAAAUGGGGUUUCUGUGUCAACGGUAAGCAAGCAUUGGAAAAAUGCUCAUGCAGUUUGGGGCAGGUUCAGAUGGAACAAGUUGGUAGCUAGGGGUAGAGCAGCAACCACAGAAAAGAAAAGCAACAAACACUGGCCUGCAGCCUGCACAGUACUUCUGCACACAACCAGAUGUUUUGCUCUGAGUUAGGGUGAAUGCUGAUAGUGAAUAUUUCUGUUAACCCAUGGCACUCUCCCAAUCGACACCAGGAGUCAUUUGCAUAGAGCAUUAGAUUAGCCUGUUGAUGAAUGACCAACUUGAUUUUGAGUUGGAAAAGAUAUGCAGUGCUCAUGCAAUUUGCCAGUGUGCAAGACAAGAUGCGCAGUAAAGGUUGUCAUAGAACAGGUCAUCAAAGUUAGCACCUUUGUGCAGUGUCAGGGAUGGACAGUAACAAAUAGUGUGUGUUCCUCCCCGUAAUCAUUUGUUUCAGGAUGUACUGAAACAUAUUUUGGAAAUUUUAUUCAUCUAUUUAUUUCUAUUAAAUUUCUAUCCCACCUUUCUUUCAAGGAGCUCAAGGUGACAAAAAGUUCUCCCCUCCCCUCCUCCUCUUAUCCUGUCAAUAACUCUAUGUGGUAGAGGUUAGGCUUAGAGAUGGGGACUGGCCCAAGGUCACAGUUUCAUGGCUGAGGGGUAUUUGAACCCUGGCCUGUCCGGGUACUAGUCUAGCACUCUUACAACUACACCACACUGGUGCUCAAAUUUUAAUAUGAGACUGUAAUCCAAAGCUUGCACGUUAACACCGUCAAAAUCAGAAGGAUUUACCUUGGAGAAGAUGCAUUUAGGAUGAGAAUAUUGAAGUGAAAUAUACAAUUUUUCUUUCAGAAAGAUAUCAUGUAGAUCAAACAAAAUUCACGAUGCUGCUUUUGUGUUUCCCUCUCUGGUAUCGCUAAUGGUCUUGCACAACAGUUGUCCUAGAUUUCUUAAUUCCACCACCCUCUUGCAGAGAGUCUGUGUUCAGCACUCAACCAUUAAUUUAACCCAGUUUACCUCCAUUCUUACAGACCUGUAAAUCACCUGUAAUGAGUUUUAUUUCCAGGUGUCUAGGCAGGAAAGCUGUUGGCAGUGGGGAGAAUUAGUCUCCUCUCCAGCCACUAAGGUGCUACAAAUGAUUCCUCUUUGUGAACUAACAACUUUUGUAGGCUUACUUAGGGUUGCCAUGUUUUAGUUUUGGCCAAAGUUGUCAAGCUUUUUAAAGUUUUUUUUUGCAAAACCUGGAAUAUAAUGGUGCCAGCUGUGCCCCCUGUGCUUGCAAAUGUUUCUCAAAUACUACAUGGUUGCAGCCCGUGUACUGUGGUGGGACGGUGGUCAGAAUUUGGGUGUGGAUUUACAGUUGCUUAUGAUGGUGAAACCUUUGCUUGUGUCUUGCAGGAAAUGGCCGCCGGGAAUCAACUAUUAUUUUCAAGUGUGAUGACAACGCUGAUGAUGGGAGCCCUCAACUACUGAGUGAGACAAAUGGCUGUGCAGUGACAUUUGAAUGGAAGACGCAAGUUGUGUGUCCACCCAGGAAAAUGGAGUGCAAGUUUAUUCAGAAGCACAAAACUUAUGAUUUGAGAGUGCUUUCCUCCCUCACAGGAUCUUGGAUCUUUGCUGACAAGACCAGCUCGUGAGUCUGUUUUACAGUUCUAAUGGAAACCAUAUUCCCAGUACAUUUUUAUUUGAAGGAUAGGACAGCCACCUUACAAAUGUUGGUGUUAACUUUUGAAGACAAGAGGCUGCCAGUGUCACACAGAAACAGUUGGGACUGUGCUUAACUGGUUUUGCACUCUUGUGUCUUUUGAUCUCAUUUCUUUGAGAAUGCAUGAGGAGUUCGUAUCUCAAGGUAACAAUGGGGGAGGUAUACCAGUAGAAAAGAGGUGCACAUUAGCCAGAAAUGGUGUUGCUACUUGGCAGUGCCCAGUGCCACUGGAAUACUGGGCUUACUAUGAUUCCAGAAGUUGCCAAACAGGAAAAGGUUCAGGACAGAACUAUUGAGACUUAUAGAAGACUUAAAAGGUAACUAGUACGAGCGGAAUGGAAAGGCUUGGUCCACAUAACGUAGAAGAAGAGAUGAAGACAUGAGAUGGCGGUAGUCCCCAAAUGAUUAAAAGAGAAAUGGAGAACACUGUUGUGACACGCAAUACCAAAAUGAUGGAAGAUACUAGCAAAUAGACAAAUUACCGUAUUUUUCCAUGUAUAAGACUAGAUUUUUUUCCUUUAAAAAUAAUGUCAAAAAUUAGGGGGCGUCUUAUACUCUGGGCCACCCCACCCCCAUUUUCUUAAAUCUGAGUCCCCCAAAAUAGGGGGCAUCUUAUACAUGGGGGCAUCUUAUAGACGAAAAAAUACGGUAAUUCAGUUUACACAAUUUAUGCAGGAUGCCACAUUCAGUUUUUCUUGGUGCAUAAUUUAAAUGUUUUAGCCUAAAGUACACAUAGCUAUGGUAAAUAUGCAGUCAUAUACUAGGCUGAUCUAUUACUUGUUUUAUUUUCCUCCUCUGUUUAAAGUUACUACAUGAAUCUCUGUCAAAGAGUCCACGAAGGACCCACAGGUUGCCCAGAACGAGCAAGUGUUUGCCGGAGAAGUCAGAACGGGGCUGUACAGGUUCUGGGAUUAGUGCAUACUCAGAAACUAAAUGUAACAGGUAUGUACCUAAAUACAGUGCAUGGUUGUUUUUUUAAAAAGGGGGCAACUGAAGUAAAUAUUUUAAUGGAAAAUGUGUCUAUUUUCAUUUAUUACUCUAAACAGCUGAAAUCUAUAUUAUAUUUAGUUUUCUAUUUCUUCUCAUCAGGGUCGUUUAAGCUAGACUUUUUAUUGAGGCAUAGACAAAUCUUAACAUUUAAUACCCAACAUUCAUUGGUGUAAUCCAGCUCCUGUAUAAAUUACUAGAUAGUCUGCUGUAAAGCCUCAACAGGCUGUGGAUUCUGUCUGCUGUUCAGUACACUGCCCUGUGCAGAAGUGCCAUUAAUACUUGGUAAAACCUUCCCCAAAGGACAAAUACUCCUUCAACAAUUGGUCCUUACCUUUUAUGAAAGAGCUGCACUUAAUCUUUGAAAACUAAAUUCACAAACAUUCUGAUAUAUUUUGGGCCAUUUGACCUAGCUGUAAAAUCUUGAGCUCUUCUGUUACAAGAACCAAUAAUUACAUUGAAGGAAAUGUCACUAAUGCAAGGUCAAAAUGGGGUGGGGGUGGGUGGCUGGCAUGAUUUUAAAAUGUUGGUUCGUUUUUGCUUGCAAAGCAUUGCUUGUGUUUUUGUGUUGGUUCAAAAAAGCAUUGUAUUUUGCCUUUUAAUUUACAAGAACGUGAUGUUUCUGUUUCAGACGAUAGAAUCCUUGUCAGUUACUCCAACGGCCACGAGUGUCCACAGAGGAACAAAAAAGCAACCACCGUGAUAGAACUGAAAUGUGGAAAAACAGUUGGCAUGCCAAGGUUUAAUAGGUAAAGUGUAAAGAGUAACUGGCUGCUGUAGUGUAGUUGAGGGCCUCUUGAAUGUUACUGUGAUUAAUGGGUACACCUCAGAUAUGUUGGUAGUACCUGCAGUGUUCCUUGAAUUGACAGUGAGGGGAGAGAGAAUUGCCACCUUUUUCCACCACACAUUCAUAAGAUUGGGAUCCAAGGCUACUUGGCACUGUGACCACAUCCUCACUGUUAUUCUGCUUUGACAGGCAUGGCUUAUCCCCAGAGAAUCCUCAGAAAUGUAGUUUGCUAAAGACGCAGAGAGCUGUUAGGCGACCCCUAUUCCUCUCACAGACCUGCAGUUCCCAGUGUGGCUUAUCAGUCGUUCUUCCCUAGGAGCUCUGGGGACUGUCUCCUAACAGCUCUCAGCACCCUUGGCAAAAUCCAGUUCCCAGGAUUUUGGGGGCGGAAGCCGUGAAUGUUAAAGUGGCCUUGCUAAAGGACUUGCAACUGGGUGGAGUUUUUGACCUUGGUAUCUUCAGGGUGACCAGUAGCCUUAGCUGCGAGUUUUGCCACAAAACAGCAUAAACGGAAUAAUAUUUGUGCUCUUGGCAUGAAUAGAAAUAGAAUUUGGUUGACCUGUAACAAGCGGAGGAAGGAAGAAAUGAAGCAGUAUUUAGAUACAUAAAUCCUGCAAUGUUUGAAUUACAGCAUAUUGUCAUUUAAUCAGCUUGUUCUGCAUCACGUCCCCUUUUCCUUUGUUCAAACACAACAGGCAUGAGUCCCACAGGCAUGAGUUGAAGUAAAAAUGUAACUAAGUAACAAUGCCAGCUUUAUGUUGGCUCAAGAGUCUUCUCUGGGCCUUGAUAUGUGGCACAUUCUGUGUCUCUACAUGGAUUAGCGGGUGGUUCCUCUCCAAGUGUCGGUUUUUCUCCAUUGAGUUCAGCCCUCUCCCACGCAUCUUCCUUGGCAAGGCCUCUCUCUCACAAGCACACUCUUCUCUGCCAGGGCUAAGAAACAGAGACAGUUCUUGUUUACUUUUCCUGAGUCAUUUUCUUCUUAUUGAGGGUCCUGACAUGAGCUAAAACUUGCCCCUUGGGCUCAGUAGACAGUUAUUGCCUCAGGUUGUCUGUUAGCAACUUGGUGGGGAUGGAAUUUUAAUUGUAUAAGCAACACCACCAACCACUAGGGGGUGCUGUUCCAUGUCAUUAGUGCUUACCUAAGGCUCCAUGUUUUCCUUGUUCUGUCUUGUCUGUCACAUGGUCUUGGAAAUGUUCCUAUAAAGAGCAGUUCUUUGUUGGAGACUUCUGCUGCCAGUUUUACUGCCAGAUCUCUAAUAAAGCCUUCAGGCAAGAGGGAGAUUUAUGCACUCCUGGUGUCUUUGAGCUUUCCUGUAUAUCUUUACAAACUUCUUUCUGCAGUGCUGAGUGUCAAAAGCAUUGUUCUUACAAGAAUCUUGGGAUACUAUUAUGCAAUUUGGCCCCGCUGAAUAGCUGAGGACUGUAGAAUGCAUGCAAAAAUAUGACAUGCCGCUUAUAUUUCCAGAUCCUCUUCAAAGCCUCCCUUUGCAAAGUUAUUUCUCUUUUCUAUCCCAGUUCUUUCUCUUGUUUCGUUUCUAAAAGACCGCAUAUAUGCGGCUGCAUUCACUCCCAGUCUUGAUGCUGGUAAUCCUCUUUUUGUUCCUUCCUGGUCAAGUGUAAUUUUAUUCAACUCCGUGGUGUUGAUGGUCUUAAAAUGUGUGUGUUCUGUGUUUCAAACUGGAAGAUGUUUCUAUGGGACACUGGCACUAGACUGAGAUGGAGAAGUUUUGUUCUUUUGUUGAUAACCAGGUUUUUCUGGAAGAGUGUAUGAUAUCCAUGCAGGGAUUGUGGUAGGGAGGAACGGUGUCAUAUGUUGCUGUCUACUGAGGAGUUAUUACCAAGUGAGCAGCUGCUGGAGGACAAUGGUUCUUGUGUGGAUAGCUUAAUUCCUGGGUCUCUUGGGGGGCUGCUUACCUGUUUCCCCUUCACUUACAUUAUCAAAACCAAUUCCGUGUUACAAAAAUCACAGACCUUAGGCUGCUAAGAAGGGCCAGUUUAACUGGUGAUUUUCUAGGGGAAAAUUAGAGCACACCAGUGCUUAUUAAGAUAAUCACAGUCUCAGAGCUAGAGCCUUGUUAGCCUGAAUGAUAAUCUGAUGCUGAUCAAAAUGGUCUCACUGUCCAUCAGAGCAAUUAAAUCAAGUUUAGAGCUUAGAGCAGGUAUUUCCAACUGUUCCACAACUUGCUCGUGGGCCACAAAUUACUCUCUUAGAUAUUCUGCUGUAGAAUAGGUGGAUACACCUGGUGUGAUUUCCAAGUUUAGAUGUAUUCAUAGAAACGUGCUAAAGGGGGCACAGUUUUAUCAGCUUGAAAUGAAACACUUGAAUAUAGACAGUCACAGAUAUGCAGCAAAUAAGUCUUAGCUGUUCCCUCUCCAUCACACGGCCUCUACCAUUGUGUCAUUUAUGCUUAUUGCUGGUAAACCUUUUCCUUGCUUCUCUGUAUUUCCUGUUAGGAUUGAUGAAGAAAAUUGUGCCUACUACAUCACAUGGGAAACUCGGGCUGCUUGCGCUGUGAAACCCCAGGAAGUAACAAUGAAGAAUGGCACAAUCAUAAAUCCAGUGACAGGGAAGAAUUUCAGUCUGGGCAAUAUAUAUUACAAGUAAGUAUACUCUCCUGGUGUAAAAGAAGUGGUAGAAAAGGCAGGGGUACAAAAAUUCCAGCCACUCAGUCGCUGCUUCAGACGUGCUUGGAGGUGACCAAAUAAGAUUAGUGCAUAUUGUAGAGUAGUAUCAAGUAACAACACAAGAUAACACAAUAUACUUGAAAGAAUAGCCUACUUGGAAGAGUCAUGAUAAGUUGGAGAUGUGCUGUGCUGGUCUCCUUGUUAAAUGGAACUGAACUUGAAAUAUGAACUUGGAUUAACAAUCAAGUGAGAAUAGGUGCUUAAGGUGACUAAUGCAUACUGAAUAUUUUGUUUGUUUGUUUGUUAACUCUGAUUAUAUUUGUUCCCUGUGUCUUUUAAAAACCAUGAAUCUACUCUGUUUCAGAUUAUACAAUGCUUCCGGUGAUAUAAGAGCAAAUGGUGACACCUACAUUUAUGAAAUUCAGCUUUCUGCCAUCACUGAUUCAAAGCACCAUCAAUGCUCUGGAGCCAACAUAUGUCAAGUUAAAACAUCAGAUACCCAUUUUAGGAAAAUUGGAUCUUCUAACAAGGCUAAAUAUCAUGUUCAGGGCAAGUACCUAUUGCUUCUAAUGUUAACUUAUUGGGUUACAGCAAACAUGCUUAGUGAUAUGUCUUGGAAAUGCAACAUCUGUUGAGAAAGCAUAGAUCAAACAUUAGUUUAGCUCAAGGAACUCCCUUAUUUUUUUCCCCUAAUCCAAAUAGCUGCAACAAAUCUAACACUGUUCUCUCUUUAAGAGGUCUUGAAUAUGAAUAGGUAAAUUGUAAUUUCUUAGAAACUUUGAAUCUUUCCUCUCUCUUUUUUGUAGAUGGUGAUUUGGAUGUCGUGUUCUCCUCAGAGUCCCAAUGUGGCAGAGACAAAACAAAAUUUGCAUCUUCAACCAUUUUCUUCCACUGCAGCCAGCAGGCCAAGGAAGGCAUCCCCCGAUUCCUUCAUGAGUCAUCAGAUUGCCAGUACUUGUUUACCUGGUACACUUCGGCAGUCUGUCCAUUGGUGUAAGUGAGAACACUGAAACCUGUCACUUCUUUCCCUAUGGGAUAACAGAGAGGGGUUGUACAUUACUAAAAGCCAUGUUGGAAUCUUGAGUAACACCUAAUAACCACACAGAGUGGCAGCCAUAGUAAUUCUGCAGUCAUAGUUAUGUGGGUUAGAUAGCACCUACCUUUUUUUAAGGGGUGUCGUGAUUGGCAAAUGGAUCUCACAUAAGGACAAAUCUCUGAGUCUCCCUAGUGUGUGUAUAUUAAAAAAAGAUUUAGAAUCCACUGAUUAAACUGCUUAUUCUGGAUGUCUCUAGCUUUUCCUUAUAUAACAGCUUAUUUUUUUAAAUUGAAGAAGAGUUUUUAACACAAUACUAAUGAAAUCUAAAACAAUAAAAGACUGAAACUCAAUAAAGUAAUAAAAUAAAACUAGUAAGCCUUGAAGUUCUCUAAAAAUCACAGGCAGAAUCCUGAAUUGGGUUUGGAAGCAAAAAGAACACUUGUGUAAGAAGAUAACCUUUUGAAUGCAGGCCCCUCCCUCUCAAUACUCUUUCUUUUUAUUGCCUGCAGAAGCUCCGAGCCAACAAACAACGAAACAUUUGUAGAAGAAAUUUAUAAAGGCCUUUCAGGAAGAAGCCAAGCGGUUGGUGCCAUACUGAGUUUGCUCCUUGUGGUCCUUACAGCAUGCCUAGUUAUCCUGUUACUUCAUAAAAAGGAAAGACGGUAAGGAGGAGGGAUGGAAUGGGGUUCCAGUUCUGCAAUAACUUCCUGGUCCUCACCCUCAUGCAAUUUUUUGUGAGUGCCAUGCAUUCAGAACAAUGGAUUCAGUCUUUGCAAAUCCAACCAGGGGCUAUGUUGAUCACUUCUAGUCCAUUGGCAGCACACAACCAGCAACAGCAGCACCAAGCUGCAGGUUUGAUCCUCAGGGACAGCUGCAUAUUCCUGCAUUGCAGGUGGUUGGACUAGAUGAUCCUCAGGCUUCCUUCCAACUCUGAUUCUAUGAUCUCCGCUUUGGGAUACUUCAACUCUCCUUAGGGAAUCUUGUGUCCAGAAGCAUCCAUGGUUACAUGCUUCAUUGCUGAAACUCCUAAGCACUAGUACAAUGGUCAUUCUCCCAUUCCUGCCUUCAUGCUUUCUACUGUGACCAAUCCACUCCCUCCCUCCCCCCUUCAUCAAGUCGCCUUCCUCUAUUCCCCAAGUUGCUCCUCAAAAUUGACUUUUUCAGCAGACCACCAGGCUUCUCUUCCUCUUACCUGCUAACAUCCUGUUAAAUCCUUCAACAAAUGAAGAGGGAUGGUGUACAGGGGAAGUAUGCAAGGGGAAGUAUGGAAAGGUUAGUGGGUGCUCUUGCUCUGAGCAAGCGCCUUCUAGUGCACCCUUCCACAUAAAAUAUUGCAUAGGGAACCUAUGGCCCUCCAGAUGUUGCUGGACCUGUUGGCCUUGCUGGCUGGGUUUGAUCCAAGUCCAAAAAUGGCUGGAAGGCCACAGAUUCCCCAUCCCUUCUGUAGAAGCUGAGGUAGGGCUAAACCAUCAGUUAAUAAUAGAGGUGAAUGAAGUAGUGAAUUUGUAAGUGGCAUUUUACUCAAAGUAUGUAACGCUAAUGUUUGCUAUUUUGUAGAGAAACCAUGAAGCAAAAGAUAGCCAACUGCUGUCGGAGAACAUCUAACGUUUCCUAUAAGUAUACAAAGGUAAUUGUUUCUCUGUGUGACUCAGAGGGUUUGCUCCAUUUGACUAUGAACUGUAUGCAUGGUUGCAAACUCUGCUUAAAAUCAUACUUGUUUCCAUGUAAUCAGGGGCUACUUGUGAUAUAAUAUAAAGUAGAUUUACUUAGCAAUUGAAGUCCUAUAGAAUCUCUUAAAAAACCCAAUCCUGAUUAUUCAUAACUUUGUUGUUGAGAGUCAGGGUUAACCCCUCCUGUCCUAUUCCAGUUUUUGAAGACUCCUAUGAAAGAAUUUCCAGGCUUCAUAUCUGAUUGAUGUGGGGAAUACUCAGAACAUUGGGCUUUCUAAUAUAGCUGUGUUAAGGGAUUUAAGCCAAAACUCUGAGAAUUGAACUUAUUUUUCAAGGUCAGUGCUGAAGCUUGGGAGCAAGAAAAAAGCAUAUUGAUACAGUGAAUAGAUCCAGCUCCUUUUGGUGUACAUAGAUUUCCUAAAUGAUUUCCCAUUCCCAAUAUGAACUUCAGGGGACAUAGUUAAUAGAAAUCCAUACGGGGCCUGGGGUGGAGGUGAGGGUGCACUUUGUGGCCAAGAAAUAACACCAGGUUAAGUUUGUAGUAAUUCCUUUGAAAUUGUUGAAUAGGAAUUGUUUCAGCUAUACUUUUAUAUGUAUGUAAGAAGAAAUUUGCAGAUUGGAAAAGUAAAAUGAAAUUCACUGGUACCUCUAGAUACAAACGGGAUCCGUUCCGGAGCCCCGUUCGCAUCUAGAGGUAAACGUAACUAGCAAUGGCACGUCUGCGCACGCACGCGUUGCUUUUCAGCGCUUCUCCACAUGACGUCAUUUUGAGCGUCUGCGCAUGCGCAAGCGGCGAAACCUGGAAGUAACGCGCUCUGUUACUUCCGGGUUGCCGCGGAGCGCAACUCAAACGCGCUCAACUCGAAGUGUAUUCAACCCGAGGUAUGACUGUAGUUGGUCAUAAGAUGAUGCCUUGGUCAGUCAGAUCUAUGGUCCAUAUAGCCCAGUAUUAUCUACUUGACGGGGAGCAGGGUCUCAGACCAGAGGCCUUUCCCAUCACUUGCUCCUAAAAUCCCCCCCCCCCCCGUUAUUGCUUGAUUUUUAUAAACUGGUGCCAGGUUGAAUUCUCCAUGGUUCUUUGCCACUGAGCUUGUGAUCCAUUUCCAAGAUGAGGUUUAUCUUGGGAUCCAUAGAAUGGUUGCGCAAAGACUUUAAAAUUCUGUUUGUUAACUGCACCCUCUUGAACAUGACAGAUAAGCACUGAAGAACUGAACGAGAACGAAAUGGAAUGGCUCAUGGAGGAGGUAGCUGCACCCAACCAGAAGUCAGGAAACGAAGGGCACGAAAACGGCCACAUCACCAGCAAAGUAGUUAAGUCGGAUGCUCUCACUUCUCUUCAUGUGGAUGAUAUGGACAGCGAGGAUGAAGUCCUCACAAUACCAGAAGUGAAGAUCCAUUCAGCGAGGGGUGUCCAGUCUAGUAGGCUUCCUCAUGACAAGACCCUUAACCUCCCAAGCAGCGAUAAGCCUGGCCUGCUCAAUGGCAACAAGAAUAGCAAAGGCAGCACCGCUUUUGGCCAACGGAAGCUACAGAACUCAGUGAAGACAGCUUCCUUUCAUGAUGACAGCGAUGAGGACCUGUUGAACGUUUAACCUUCAUUGUGCCUAAUCAAAAUUCCAUGUGUGUGUGUACAUAUAUAAAUAUAUAAAGGUGGGACAAACAAAAUACUUCCAACCAAAUACGAAGACUUUAGCUGCAGAUGCCUUUUGCAAGGGAGUGUUUCAAAGGGAAGGUGGGAGGAGGAAAGAAGGGUCAAUCCUAGUUGUUUACAAUGGUCUGUUUAGUGAUUACUGGAUUUCUAGCAUCCACCGGAAUGAAUUGUGGCAAUUCUUCUCCUCAGCCAGGAUUUGCACUCUCCCCGCUCUGUAGAUUGUAGAGGCUUCAUAAUGCUUCCAAAAGGUAGGCUCAGAUCUGAACGAAGUCCCCUCACCUUCAAGACGAGACUUGCAUUUUAACACUCUUAUUUUUAUUUAUUGUUCUCGGUACUCAGGUUCAUGAAAAUAAUAAUAAUAAGCAACUUGCUCUUCCUGCAGGCCAGGGUGUUUGUGUUACAGAUUCACCCCAUCACAUGAAAUGGAGAUGAGGGGUCCUCUGUAUGUUUGCUGGGUUGUUUUGAUGUACAUUUUGGAGCUGGUCUGUUUAAACUUGCCUGUACAUUUGAUUUCCCGUAUCCUAACUUAAAAUGCGUUAUGAUUUGAAAAGUGUUUUUACUGGAAGGUACAAAUCUUCAUAGCUUUAGCCUUGAACAGUGGCUGUUCGUUGCAUGUUGAGUCUCUUUUUGGGGGGUGGGGUUAGCCAAUCACAUUAAGUCAUUCAUCAGUAUUUACAAAACAUUUGGUGAAAUCACCCAGACCUCUCCUUUAGCUUUGCUGUUUCUUUCAAAGAGCAGUAAGGAAGGCAGAUGUUCACUGUUAUAACUGCUCCUAAUGUUGUCGUGAUGAGAAGAACACUGUAGCUCUUUUGAAAUGCGAUCCUGCUUCAGGGGCUGUAGAAGGCAGGGGGAACCCUGUCCUUUUUGGGAAAUGGCCCUUCUGGAAGAGUCUCCUAACCCUACCAUAUGGAACUAAUUUAUUCCAAGCCAAGCUAUGGAAUUUCUAGAACAUCAGCUUCACUGCCCUGGGAGAUGUGUGCCUGCUCAAAGCCACAGGCCAACAGAAGCCUUAAUUGCACAGACACAAACUUGAAUUUUGGCGGACACUGUGUGUGGACACUGAGAGGCAACAAAUGUUUUUUGGGUAAUAUCACUGAACAUCCAGGUCAGUUUUGCCUGCUGGAGCCACUGAAAUUAAAGUGUUGUUGGCAACAUUGAACGAAGAUCUCCCUAUAGCCAUUGACAUCUACUCUGUUUCUGACGGAUCUCACGGGCAAAGAGCAAGUUUCUAUGGACAAUGCACCAGUAUUUAACACUGGCUAGAAGCUCUUCCUUGUUUAUACCUUUUCCUAUUUACACUGGUUUGCUUAAGGUUGGCUUCCACUUAGGAAUCUGAUUUAAUGUAACAAAAAGUGUUCAAAUGAUUUCAAUAAAAGCUAAAUUAUGUUUCCCAGGAA
Molecule: messenger RNA, 65305 nt
Organism: Podarcis lilfordi (Lilford's wall lizard)
Lineage: Eukaryota; Metazoa; Chordata; Lepidosauria; Squamata; Lacertidae
Source: the annotation of a GenBank genome assembly